AAAGCGGCGCGAAGGCAGCGGCGGCGGCGGCGGCGGCGGCGGAGAGCUCUGCUUCUGCGCGCAUCUCGCGCAGGGGACCCGCGAGAGCCCGCUGGGCCGCCCCCUCUUGCUGCUUCCCCCGCGGAGCCGAGACUCAUGCAGGGAGGCGGCGCGGACGCUCCUUCGCAGCAGCAGCGCCAGGCGCCCCGUCCUCGCCGGCGUCGCCUUUUGUCCACGCGCCCCGUUUCUCCUCCUUGUGACUUGGAUGCAGCGAGCCUGCAUCCGAAGGGAGUGGCUGGCUGCUGCUGCUGCUGCCACCGCUGCCACCAGGAUUAUUACAGCUGUUUCUGUUUGAGGGAGCAGGCGGCCUAAGAUCAGCCCCGCCGAGGUCGGAUCCUUCCCUCUGCAAAAAAAAAAAAAAGGCGGAAAAAAGGAAGAAGCAAGCUUGCACGGUCAGAAGAAAGGAGGUAAGCCCACCCAGCGCAGGAGGAAGGAGGGAGGCUGGGAUUCAAAAGGGAGACCUUCUUCAGGGUGGCUGCCUUUGCUGAGACAGCAACAAAGGAGGGGAUGGAGGGGUGGGAUGCAGUUUCUGGGAUGGAGGGUGGAAGGAGAGAGAGGGGGGAGGCAUGCAGAGGGUUGGGGAGGGGGCUGCUUCUGGUUGGGGGCUUGGGGGGAGGGAGGGGGGGAGAUCUGCAGAUCCACCCCAAAUUGGAAAAUAUCUGAGCAUCCAACAGGAAAGGUUUGCUGCGCCAGCCCUUCCUUGGCAACGGAUUCUAUCCGAGGCUGUUUGGCUCCUUCCAAACAUGCACACAUGCAUCCCUUCUCUCCUCCUGAAGGGCUGGUCCUUGUCCUUGGGUGGAAGGGAGGAAAAGCAGGGCUCUUGUUAUUGUGGGGUGCGUUUUGCGUGAGGGGGCACGGGUGAGGACCAAGCUUUGGGAUAUUCGACAUAUUCCCCCCUUCCUCCUCUCCCCAGGUUUGGAGGGUGAGGUUAAAAUGACAGACCGCAGUGGAGGGCGAAGAAUGUUGACGGGAACACACUUUAAAAAAUGAGGAUUAUAAUGUAAUAAUUAAUGCGGCUUCUCCAUCUUGGGAAAAGCUGUUCUGCACACACAGGCACACCAUCUGCGAACGGCCGCCUGGCUCUGGUUGUUCAUCUUGCAGGGAUGGAGCUGUUGGCUAAGGAUGCCCUGUGUUGACAACUGCUUUUGAGUGGACUUGGCGAGAGAGGAGUGGCUGGGGGAGAGUGACAGUCAGUUGUGUUUGGGCAUCUUUGGUACCAGGGAUGGAGCACACCUUGAAGUGUGUGUGUGUGUGUGUGUGUGUGUGUUGUUUCUGAGUAGUUGCAGAAUGCUUUCCUCUUCUCUGCUAACAAGCUUGGAGGCAGUUCACUUCAUUCAUCUACAGACCAUCGCCUGACCGAUUUGCAGCUUGGAGGGUGUGACUAUGGGAUGGACUCCUCUAUUUUUUUUAAAAAACGUGGCUGAAGUAUUGCAGCAGCUCUGCCUGGCUUGCCUCAUUCCUAUGUGCAAGUCACCCCUCGAUGUGGUAGUCACCAAGCCAUGAGCCAGCCUUGUAGUCACUUCCGACUGCUUUAUGGAGUGAGGCAAUGGGCUUCCAGGUGAGAGGGCAUGAACUCCUGGAAGGGUUGACUUCCCUUCUGGGGAAGUAGCUGGGGUUGCUACUUCUUUUCUUUUCUUUUAAAAAUGAAACUCUGGGUGACAUCCAUGUUUGCACAUUGGUGAGGAAGGCCCAGGGGUCAAACCCUGUUCAGCUGGGUGAGUACUUCAGGCCUCGGCUCCGCAGCUGCAAAAUGGGUGCAGUAGCUGUGUCAUGAGAGUCUGUUUGUUUAAGCAGCUCCUACCUGAAGUCUGUUCUAGGUUCUUUAAGGUAAAGGGUAAAGGGACCUCUGACCAUUAGGUCCAGUCGUGGCUGACUCUGGGGUUGCGGCGCUCAUCUCGCUUUAUUGGCCGAGGGAGCCAGCGUACAGCUUCCGAGUCAUGUGGCCAGCAUGACUAAGCCGCUUCUGGCGAACCAGAGCAGCGCACGGAAACGGCGUUUACCUUCCUGCCGGAGUGGUACCUAUUUAUCUACUUGCACUUUGACGUGCUUUCGAACUGCUAGGUUGGCAGGAGCAGGGACCAAGCAAAGGGAGCUCACCCCAUCACGGGGAUUUGAACCGCCGACCUUCUGAUCGGCAAGUCCUAGGCUCUGUGGUUUAACCCACAGCGCCACCAGCGUCCCUUCUAGGUGCUUUAACUAUGUGUAAAAAACUAUGUGCUUUAAAAUGCGUAAAAAAACAAAAAGUGGGAGGGGGAGAGAAGAAAUAAUCAAUGGAAUCCCUGAGGUUCUCAUUCUGUUUCCAUGAAUAAUUCUUAAGACAAGGACCCUUCUGGUGUUAAUGGAUGCAACGCCCAUCAUCCCUGGGCCAUUUUGGCUGGGGCUGAUGGGAGUCGGAGUCCAGCAGUAUUAGGAGGGCCACCGGUUCCCUGUUCCCGCCCUUAGGGUCGUGGGUUCAAGCCCCAUAUUGGGCAAAAGAUUCUUGCAUGGCAGGGGGUUGGACUGGAUGAUUCCCUUCCAACUCUAUGAUUCUAAUUAAUAAGCCCCUGAAUGAUUGUAAGAAUAUUUUUAGAAACAAACUUGCAACGCUUCCUUACAAUUUGAAAGCUUGGGCAAGUUAGGUGCUCCCUCGUUGCCUUAACCAUGUGACUUUAAUUCUCAUUGUAUGCCUCCUGGUUUUAUAAAGUUUUUUAAUGCACCUGUGGCUGUGGGAGGAAAAAAAGGAUUAAUUCUUUUUUCUCCACCUCCCUCCGUCUUGCGGUUUCCCCAAUCUAAAUCCCUCCAUCUAAACAUCUACAAUGGAAAAUAGACAGGAGCUUGUAUAGGAUUUCGCAAACUUUGGGUUAUAGAGUGAGUUCAAAAAUAUUCCAAUUUAUGACAUUUUAUUUGUGGUGUGAUACAUUAUCUAUUGAAAUCUGACCUGAGUUUCUUUUUUUGAGGGUGGGAAAGCAAGAGGCAAGAGUGCUGCAAUUCUGUAGUACUUAAUAGGAGAAAUCACACUGAAUUUGAAUAACUAGGCACAUGUAUGCUUGCACUGUUAGUUGAUAAUAUUUUGCAGUCUUGUUUAAUACAACAGGAUCCUUUGCUGUUAAUGUUACUGGGGGCUCCUGUUGUUGCUCACUUCACUCAAUGACCCCCUACCUCCUGGAUUCUCCCUACUUUAAACCUGUCCAAAUCCACCCCAUGGCUUGCUCCAAACUCCUUUCCCACUCAGCUGUCCCCAAACUCCCACCCCCUUCCCUCGCAGAUCUUUAAAUGCCCAACUGGGGUGGCACGCUUCAGAAAGCAGUCCUCCCAAUUGCUCUCUGGAGUGUCUGCUUUCCUUUAAAUGUUCCUCCUUCCUCAGCAGCUUGCCUGGGCUGCCUGCCAUCCAAGCCACUUGCUUGCUUGCCUCCUUGCUGUUUGGCUUCCCCCCUUACAAAAAUAUAGUGUUAUUAUUUGUAUCUGUUAGCUGCUUUCCUCACAAAAGUGAACCAACGUGACUUUACAAACCAGUUACAGCAAACACAACCUAUAACCCCACCCCCGGCGCAACAAUGCAAAUAAAAGGCAGGUUUAACAGAUCCUGUCCCACUAAAAGAGGCCACGAGUAGUCGAAAGCCUGUGUAAAAGAGGGCAAUGUUUUCCUGGUUCCUAAAAAUAAAGACGGUGCCAGUUGAGCUUUGCUGGGGAGAGCAUUCUGCAGGUGGGGAGCCACCACUAAAAAGGCCUCUUGUGUUGCCACUCUCCAGACUGCCCUCAGAGACGACACACAGAGAAGGGCCUCAGAUUAUGAAUGUCAGGUCCAGAGUGGUUGCUGUGUGGAGUGAUGGUGGCAGCGUUCCAAAUUUGUCAAGCGCAUUUUGCACCUGGCUGUUGCCCACCUGCAAGCAAGUGAAGAUGCCUGGGUGCCAGGAUAGCACCUCACAUCUCCAUCUGGAGGUGGAUGCCUAGAGUUGCUUGGAUCUUAACUGUUUUCACACACUAGCAACGCAUCCUGUAGAAUUCUAUCUGCACAAUCAGAAUAAAUUUCAGGGACCAAAAAGUCAUUCUGGAAAAAACAAGGCUUUUGAGCUGUCUGGCCCCAAGAUGUCAACUAGGCAUUCUGUCUUGGCGACUAAUCCUGGUUUAAGGAGCCAUUUGGCGCCUAGCUUAUAUAUCGGAGUUUCUAACCCUGGAUGGUAGAGGUACUUUACAGAGGACUGUCCUCUGUGAAAUAGACCACUAUAUAUAUCAAUAUAUUAGAGUAUGGCUUUGGGUUGUUGACUGUGGGUUAAUCGCUUGAUUUCUGGCUUUGCUUGAUUUGUGGCUGCCUCUUUCUCUCUGUUUUGAUGUUGGCUUCUACGAUGCUUUCUUGGCUGUGCUUGAUGGAAAGGCUGACUCUAAGCAAGGCCAGAUGGGAAAGUGUGUUUGUGUGUGUGUGGGGGGUGUGAUGGCGAUGGCGGUGGCUUUCUGUCGUUUAUUGGUUUAUGUUGGAUGAUGUUGGUGGCCCAUCCAGACUCACAAAGGCAGCCACAUUCCCUGAAGGGCGCAGAAGAAACAAAGCACAAGGAAUGUUGUGUGGAAAGGGAAGAAGAAAUGUGUCUUCUUCCCUGACAAAUAGGUCUGCCUCUGCUCUAUACCUUUAAAACACAUUCAAAACACACACACACAAUUCUGGGAUCUGUAGUUUGUUAAAGGCUGCAGGAAUUGUAAAUCCGUGAGGCAUAAACUACAGUGCCCAGAAUUCUUUGAGGAGAAAAAUGUGCUUUGGAUGUGCUUUAAAAGUUGUAUUGUCUACACAGCCAGAGUUACUGGAUUUGGUGUACUAAACAGGCUAGCAGGUAUAUUGUGUAUUUUCUGUUGUGAUUUAAUAGCUAUAUCUAUAUACAGUCGUACCUUGGAUCCUGAAUGCCUUGCAAAUCGAACGUUUUACUCAGGGUAGAGCCUAAGAACUCUUGGUGUCCUUAACAGACUACAGUUCCCAGGAUUCUUUGGGGAGAAGUCAUGAGUGUCUAAAGUGGCGUCAUAGUGCUUUAAACAGACGGCUUUCACCCCACCCCACCCCACCCCACCAAAGCCCAGGCUUAUUGCCUGAAGCUGGGACUGUUGGUCCUUGGUGGUCCUGAAAAUGUCUGCAUUGUAAAUUAUGAUAUUGGGAAGAAUUCUGUGACAGUUGCCAAAUUCAGCACAUGCACAAUUCUGCCCCCCCGCUCACAAAAGGGUUGUAUCUGCUCAGAGUAUACCUAUUUGAAUUAAGGGACCUACGUUAGUCAUGUCCACAGGGCUCUGAAUAUGUAAAAAUGCGCACCUUAAGUCUAGUUGGGGUGUGAGAUUAACAUGGCACCUAAAAAUGUCCUGGCAAUAAGUGAGGUGUUAGAACAUGAGUUGUCAGUCUUUGAACAUGCAAGGAGAAAGGAUUCAUCAAUCCACAACAACCCAGAUCCACAACGACCCCAUUCUCUCUUUCCCCUCCCCCAAGGUGCUGAAUACCCCCAGCAUAAAAUCAAUACCUCUUUAGGUUCUCGGCACACAGAAAUCUGGGUCAUCUGUCUAGACAAGGGAGACUUGGCCUUUAGGUGCCUUUCAGAAUGACAUGGGAGGAGAUUGAAUACCUCCUGUCCAAUCGGUCUGACGGGCAUAUAUCUCUGUGUGUCGACUUACACUGUGAAAAUGUUUUUGUGGAUUCACUGAUAUGUAAGCAAACUAGCUCAGUCCCUCUAGAAAUUUCAUGGCUGCCUUCUCCCACACAUACAUUCUGCUCCAACCACUUUGGAGGACAGGUGGCUGGUAUCCACUAGGACUGGAAGGGUGGAGCAGUGGGCGGAACCCAAUAGUGUAGUGGCAAAUUCAGAAGUGAAGGGUCCCUUCAUGAUUGUCACAGUCACACCCCUCAGUUUCAGAUUCAGGUAGGUAGCUGUGUUGGUCUGACGCAGCCGAAACAAAAAAUUAAAAAAUGGUCAAGUAGCACCUUAGAGACCAACUAAGUUUGUUCUGGGUAUGAGCUUUCGUGUGCAUGCACACUUCUUCAGGUAUUUUUUAAUUUCCCUUAAUUCUUAAGUUCCCUCAAUUUCAAACACUGGUUGUUGCAAAAUAUUGGUUCAACAAUGGUAUAGGAAGUGUAUUUACUUUCUUUUAAUGCAUUAUUAUGCAUUAUUAUUAUUAUUAUUAUUAUUACAGUCGUACCUUGGAUCUUGAACGCCUUGACUCCCGAACAAAUCAGCUCCCGAACGAUCGAAACCCGGAAGUGAGCGUUCCAGUUUUCGAGCGUUCUUUUGGAAGCUAAACGUCUGACGGGGCUUGCGCAGCUUCCGAUUGGCUGCAGGCGCUUUCUGCAGCCAAUCAGAAGCUGUGCUUUGGUUUCUGAAUGUUUUGAAAGUAAAACAGACUUCCGGAACAGAUUCUGUUCGACUUCCAAGGUACGACUGUAUAUUUUUGUUGCUUUCAAAUAGUCCAAAAUAGCCUGUGCCAACAUGGUACCCUCCAGGUGUUUUGGAUCUACAACUGGCUGGGACUUCUAGCCCCCAACAUCUGGAUUGCAUUAGGAUGGCAAUGACUAGUCUAAAUGGUAUGUUUGCCCUGUUGUGAAGGUUGCAUGCUCAAGGUUAUAUGAAGGUCAGGUGGCUGUUGUGUGCAGGAGAAGGUUGGGCAGGAGACCAUACAAGGCUGCCUCCGAUAAAUUGAUGCUGAAAUCCAGCAUCGCCUGAGUUCUGCGAGUGUGGCUUUCUCCCGAUUGUAGUGCAGAGUGUUUGAGGACCGGGACAUUCACAGGGAAACCAAAAUGCUUGUUUACAAAGCUAUUGUACUACCAACCUUAUUGUAUGCUUGUGAAACAUGGACCACUUAUAAACACCAUCUCCAACUCCUUGAAAGAUUCCAUCAACAGUGUCUCCAAAAUUUUUUACACAUCACUUGGGAAGCCAGGCAAACUAAUACCUGUGUACUGGAAGAAGCAAAGAUCACCAGUGUUGAGGCAAUGAUUCUUCAACAUCAACUUCGUUGGACUGGUCAUGUUGUGUGGAUGCCUGGUUAUCGUCUUCCAAAGCAACUACUCUAUUCCGAACUUAAAAAUGGAAAGCGUAAUGCUGGUGGUCAACAAAAGAGGUUUAAAGACUGUCUCAAGGCAAAUCUAACAAAAUGUAGCAUAAACACCAACAAUUGGGAAACACUUGCCUGUGAGCGCGCCAAUUGGAGAACAGCCUUUACCAAAGGUGUCAUGGGCUUUGAAGACACUCAAACUCAGGAAGCAAGGGAGAAACGUGCUAAGAGGAAGGCACACUUGGCAAAUCCACACCGUUAUCAACUCCUGCCCGGGAACCAAUGUCCCCACUGUGGAAGGACGUGUGGAUCCAGAAUUGGCCUCCACAGUUACUUAUGGACUCAUUGUUAAAACCGUGUUUAUGGAAGAUAAAAUACUCGGCUGCGAGUGAUCGCCAAAGAAGAAGUAGAAGUUCUUUGCUCUGUGGGUAAAAGUGUUCUUGCAGGUAUGUGCCUAAGAGAAAACCAGCCUCUAAUGUGUAUCUCUUCAGGUGAACCAGUGUGGGUGAUAGGUUCUGAGGGCUUUUAAAAGCGGGCAAGACUAAGAGAUGGAGGAGGAGAGACAUGCUGGCAUUGAUUCGUCUUGGUGGGACCUCAGAUCUGGCUGCAUUCUUUUGACAAUGAAAGAAUCCUCCCAUUGUGGGCCCAGACUGCAUACUUUCCCCAAGAGGAUAUCGCAGGAAAACAGGCUAAGCUUGGUGGUGACCGGGUAGGUGAGCUGGUAGCUACCUCCUCUCCAGGGGUGAAAUGUACCCGCAAACUCACAGAGCUCCUGCUAUUCAGGAGCCCAUGGGCAAUGGAGAGUUGGUGGUAUCUGGGCUGCUGCAAGCCAGCUGUGGAUCUAUAUUGCCACAGUGCUGUCACCUGGGCGACUGAAAUGUUUCUGUUUCCAAACUGAGACCUGCCGUGAGUCACUAGGGCUGCAUUACUGACACAAGGGAGCUGUCCAUAGGUUCAGCCAGCUACCUGCAACUUACCUUGCUCUCCCUGUUUUUCUGAAACUAGAGCCACAGCUACACUAUGCAUUUAAAGCAGCAUCAUACCACUUCAAGCAGUCAUGGCUUCCCCUCCCCUAAGAAUCCAGGUAGUUCCUGCCUGGAAGAAACCCCCAACCAGCCUCCCCCAACCUGGUGCUCUCCAGGUGUGUUGAAAGUACAACUCCUGUUGGUCCCAAAGCCAAAAUGACUGACAGGAGUUGUAUUUAUUAUUGUAUGUAUUUCAUUUACAGUGGUACCUCGGGUUACAGGUACCAUACGCUUCAGGUUACAUAUGCUUCAGGUUACAGACUCCGCUAACCCAGAAAUAGUGCUUCAGGUUAAGAACUUUGCUUCAGGAUGAGAACAGAAAUCAUGUGAUGGUGGUGGCAGCAGGAGGCCCCAUUAGCUAAAGUGGUGCUUCAGGUUAAGAACAGUUUCAGGUUAAGAACGGACCUCCGGAACGAAUUAAGUACUUAACCCGAGGUACCACUGUAUAUCCCAGCUUUUUCUUUCAGGAGCUCAAGGUGGUGGCCUGCAUGGUUCUUGCUCUCCUCAUUCACAACAACCCUGUGAGGUAGGUCUGAGAGGCAGUGGCCUGGCCCAAGGUCACCCAGUGAGCUUUGUGGCCGAGUGGGGAUUUGAACCCUGGAUCGACACUCUAACCACUACACCACACUGGCUCUCUUGUAGUCCGAAACCUCUGAAGGGCACCAGAAUAGGGAAGGUUGUCCUGGGAGAUUGUGAAAUUGAGAACCAAUUUAGUGGCUAGUGACUCAGGAGACAGCUUUGGGAUGGGGAAGGGUCCUUUCUCCACUCAGCAGCUGAAGCUGCGGAAAAGUACUGUAUUUUCCCGUGUAUAAGACGCCCCCAUGUAUAAGACGAACCCUAUUUUUUGUGUGCCCCAAAUUAAGAAAUAAUUAAUUGCAACAUUCCGUGUAUAAGAUGAUCCCCAAUUUUAAACUUAAAAUUUUUUGGGGGGAAAUAUAGUCUUAUACACGGAAAAAUACAGUAGAUUUUGUGCCACUGCUGCUAUGUGUGUUUGAAAUAUUUCAAGGGGUUCCCCCACCCCAAUCAUUUGCUGAUUUUUUGUUGUGGAUUUGGUUGUUUGCUACUUUGAUCAGCCUUAUUUACUAGAAAUGCACUUAAGCAGGGUUGCCAUAUGUCCGGAAUUGCUGGACGUAGCCAGAAUACGGCAGUUGGAAGCAGUGUCCGGGUGGAAAUCACUGGGAAAAUCCAGAAGUCUAGAAUCUGGAUUUUCACUUUUUGACAUAUGGCAACCUUAACUUCAGUCUUCACUUGUGAAGCACACAUAGCCAACUUGCAUGGACAGCAGAUGUGUUAACAGUUUGUUUGUGUUUGUACUGUGUGGCAAAAUGUGUAGCAUAGGUGCUUGUUUAGGAAACGGUGUAAAUCUGAGUCAUGGAAUCUUGCAGCAAUGUUUUCCAACCAAUGCUUGCAAAAAUGCAAACAUUAGGGGAGCGUGUGCAUAAAUCUGAAUAUGUUAGUGAAAAUAACACAGGGAAAUGCAUUACGUUAGGGAAAACCGCUUUGCAAAAAUUUGUACAUUAGUCAAAGCUGCGUGCAGAAAUGUGUUUAUGUGAAUAAAUUUGCACUAAAAUGUUGAAGGACUUUCAUGAGAAUUUUUCUAAAAAAUAAAAAUGUGCAAAUUGUUGCAGAAAUGUGACAAACUGAAUUUCAAACUGGAAAUCUGAGAGAACCAAAACUGGCAAAUCUGCCCAUCCCUACUCAGAGUAGACCAUUGGAAAUAGUGGACCUAAGUUUGCCAGUCUAUUAAAUUCAGUGUGCCUACUCUGAGCAGGGCUAGCAUUGUCUACUUACCCGUAGUGCUGUUCGUUUUCUGCCUGUGAACGUCCUUUAUUCUUAAGCCAAUCUUGGAACCGCAAAGUUGGACCUUUGAUAUCUCUGUAAGCCCAAUUAACUCAGAGAAUUGGGUUGCUGACGCAGUCCCUUUAUCCGCAUGGCCUGCUUCUUUUGACAUCCCCUUGUCCUUUUCCUUUGCAAAAAAAAAAGGAGGGGAGUCUGUGCUCUCCAAUUAAUGCUGGGAAAGUUUCAGCUGUGAAUGUGAUGCCCUGAAAGUCAGCAGCUCCCUCCCAGGCAGACAUUUGACUUUGCAAACGUCACAGAGGUGGAAGUGACCUUGCAAAGUUUGACAUUCUGGUUCACAACUUGCAUCCAAACCGUACAUUUUCAAAAAUAAAAAAAUAAAUUGUUGCCUACUAUAAAAUACAUUUGCCUCAGAGUGGCAAUACCAAAUUAACAUGCCUCAAAAGAUGAGAAAUAUUAUUAACUAUAAAAGUGCUUGUUUUGCAAUAACGCAAAAGGGACGUAUCCUCCCCCCCCCAUGAAAUGUUGAGCAGAUGGCUUCCCUUAAAGAAUAAUGGGAACUGUAGUUUGUCAAGAGUGCUGGGAAUUCUAGUUCUGUUGAAAGUAAACUACUAUGCCCAGAAUUCUAGGGGGGAGGGGGAAAAAGUCCUGUGCUUUAAAUGUAUGGUGUGAAUGUGACCCAUGAUGAGUUUUCUUUUUAUUUCUUAGAAGUUAUAAAGUUGGGCAGUGGCCAAUCUCACACUGUAUUCAUUUCCUUCCAUUUUUUUCUCCAAGAACCCGUACCUCCAAAUUUUAAGAACAGCAAACCAAAAGGCAGCUACAAAGAAUUACCUGCCAUUUCUGGCCAUACUGCAAUUGCUUAUAUCUUUUCUUUUGCGUUCCUCACCUGUAAAAAUAGGACGAUUAAAGGAUUGGCUUUUCAGCUUCUAGCAAAUAUUCUAGGCUAUAGUUACUCGGAUGUGGAUUUGUAUUUGUUUAUGCACAUCAUUUUGUGGGUUGCAGUGAUUAAGGCCACAUCCACAGUAGCCAUUUAAAGCACUUUGAAACCACUUUAAACAGGCAUAGUUUUCCCCAAAGAAUUCUGGGACCUGUAGUUUGUUAAGGGUGCUGAGAGUGCUUAGGAGACACACCGUCUCUCCCUCUGAAUGGUUUCAUAACCAGUCCUUCUUUCCAGGGAACUCUGGGAACUGUAGCUCUCUGAGGGGAACUCCUUGUUGUUGUUGUUUAGUCGUUUAGUCAUGUCCGACUCUUCGUGACCCCAUGGACCAGAGCACGCCAGGCACUUCUGUCUUCCACUGUCUCCCACAGUUUAGUCAAACUCAUGCUGGUAGCUUCGAGAACACUGUCCAACCAUCUCGUCCUCUGUCGUCCCCUUCUCCUUGUGCCCUCCAUCUUUCCCAACAUCAGGGUCUUUUCCAGGGAGUCUUCUCUUCUCAUGAGGUGGCCAAAGUAUUGGAGCCUCAGCUUCAGGAUCUGUCCUUCCAGUGAGCACUCAGGGCUGAUUUCCUUCAGAAUGGAGAGGUUUGAUCUUCUUGCAGUCCAUGGGACUCUCAAGAGUCUCCUCCAGCACCAUAAUUCAAAAGCAUCAAUUCUUCGGCGGUCAGCUUUCUUUAUGGUCCAGCUUUCACUUCCAUACAUCACUACUGGGAAAACCAUUGCUUUUACUAUACGGACCUUUGUUGGCAAGGUGAUGUCUCUGCUUUUUAAGAUGAGGGGAACUCCUAACAACUCUUAACAAAAUACAGUUCCCAGGAUUUUUUAGGCAAGGCCAUGUCCAUUUAAGCGGUAUAGCCUUGAACUUGUAGUCUUAAGUGGUGCUUCCCUGUUCUGCAUUUCUUUUGGUGCACCAAGCCAUUACCUUGUUUCUAUGUCUGGCUGGUGAAUCUUGAGGUAGAUUCCCACAAACCUCAAGUCUGCCCAUUUCUCUCUUCCAGUCCCUGGUACCUUGCAGGCUUGUGGCCUGAAAGACAGAGCCUGAGGGAUUUCCACGUUGGCCCGUUGCAGCAAAACCAGAAAAGAUAAGAUUUAUUGUGGUAUCAACUUUCUUGGAGUAGCGCCCGUUUUGUCAGGUGUGCUGGGCUUCUUCCUUAGCUGACUGAUUUAUAAAGACAAAUGUCACCAGUAGCAGAAUGUCCAGGAUGCCAGCCAGCCAGCCAACCAUUCCAUGCCCUUUCUCAGGAUACUUCAUUCCAUUCGGCCUAGUUUUAUGUCCCAUUGUCCUAGCCACCCACCCCAGCUAGCCGUCAUUCUGUGACCGGUCAGCAUACUCAGUCUUCAUGGGCUCUUUGGGGGAUUUUCUCCCCCUAAAGAUUUUUCUGCACUUCUGAAGGCUUUGAGUUUAGCUGGGUGUGCUGAUCUCCUCCUUUUUGUACAUGGAAGGGACCUUUUUAGCUGCAUAAGAUCCCACACUCAGAGAAUAAGUUUGCUAUUAGCACGUAAGAUCAUUGCUAGGUAAUAACAACUAUUAUGCAAUUGCAGCUGUAUAGAACACAAAUACCGUGUUCCUAGUUCUGCUUUUGCUAACUUAAUACAUAUUUAAAGAAAGAGAGAGAGCGCGCGCGAGAGAGAGAGAACCUGGGUUCAGGUUGAGUUAAUUGACAACAACAACAUCUUGCAGUUGCCCCAUUGGCUACCUGCACAGAUCCUCAUUCUUUCUAGCCACCGUGUCAUCCUGGCUUGUCAUGCAGAUGCAAAACUUAUUCCAUUCGCUUCAAAUUCAGAACUAUGACAGUUGCAUAACACCAAAGGGCAUCAAAGUUUCUUAUCUCCUUUGAACACGUCAAACAAAAUUUUGAAUCUGCAAGCGCCUCUUCCUUUCAGAAGAAGUUACCGUCUUCUACUUGGCAUAAUGAGGUCUCCUUUGAAAGCAAAGGGCUCAACAGUUUCAUCAAUGGAAAAUGCUGUCCUGCCCAGGAUGCAGAGGAUUGAAAAAUGUUGCUUAUUCAUGCAGAGACUGAAGUCAGAUUCCCCAUUUCCCAAACAGAGGAAUUUUCUGUUUGUUUGUUUUUAAGCAGGGGAUGGGGAAAUUGCCACCUUCCAUCUGUUUUGGGAUCACAGAUCCCAUCAUCCCUGCAUAUUGGCCAUGCUGGCUGGGGCUGAUGGGAGUUGGAGACUGACGCCGUCCAGAGGGCUAUAGGUUCCCCACUCCAUUUUCAAUUCUGCCUUGUUCCGUUGCUGCAGUGCUUUGCAGUAGCUUUACUGUAGAAAUUUUCCUUGCCUGGGGAAGGACCUUAGCUCAGUGGCAGAUCCUCUGCUUUGCAUGCAGGAUGUCAAGAAGUGAGCUGGCAGUAAAUCACACUGUUCAAAGUUGAAGUUAACUCUUUAUUAGCAAGAGCACGUCCUGCACAGACCUGGUGGAGUGUCAGGCAUAAUGAACACUGCAGCUCAUCCCUGCUAGCUCUUGCCCCAUGAAUCAGUUGCUGAGACUGAAAGUCCCCACCUCCCCACCGCCAUCUAGGUCCCCUCCUCUCCAGGGAUUUCCCCCAAGCAAUCAGAAACUGUGCCUACAUACAGCCUGCCACUACUCCGCCCUUUUCAUGCCUCUUCUGGUUCUGGGAGACAGUGGGAAGGGGAGCUUGUCGCGGCAGGAGGCAGAGACGCUCGUGACUCUUCACUAGCCUGACUCAUCUCUGCCUCAUGGCCUCUUUCCUCCAAACCUCCUGCUUCAGCGUCUACCUCUGAUUCUGGAAUCUCUCUGCCAGCUCCUAUUACCUCCUCAGCUUCCCACACACCCUCUUCCAAGUUUUCUCCCUCUGUCCCCUCAUUGUCAUUCCACUCCCCCCAGCAGUGGCGUGCGGUGAAAUAUUUCACAGGGGAACAGUUAGGGCCAGAGGUGCUAGCUUACAAGGGGCGUGGGGGUUGAUGUCAUGUAUGUAAUGUUGCGACGUCCCGACGUCACACACGUGAGCUUCGCGCCUCCCUCCCGAAGCUGGGCAGAGGCUUCCUGGGCUUUGGGAAGGAGGCACCAGGGAAAUAUUUAGGGAGUUAGCAUAGUCCCCUUAGUCCAGUGGCCACACGCCACUGCUUCCAGGCUCUGAGCCUUCUUCCCUUGGGGAUUCCACAUUCCUUUGCAUCCAGCAGGAGAUGCAGGAGGUCCCAGUUUCAAUCCCCAGCAUCCCUAGGUAGGGCUGGGAGUGUCCCUUGCCUGAAAGCCUAGACAGCAGCUGCCAGUCAGUGCAGACAGUCCUAAGCUAGGUGGACCAAUGAGCCAACUUGGGUGCCCUGUGUUCUCAAAACCUGAAAGCUGCAGUUAGCGCUCAUAAACUCCACUUGUCUUCAUUAUCCUGGCACAGUUCCCAUUGCACAUUAAACCCUGAGGCAGCCUGUUCUACUGCGCAACUAGCUUGUGUCAUUAGGAAGUUCCUCCUAACGUUUCACCAGUAUCUUCUUCCCCGCAAUUUCCAGCUGCUGGGAGAGUCCACAGAGAACAAGUCUGCUCCUGCGUGACAGUCCGUCAGAUGUUUGGAGGCAGCUAUCAUGGCACUCCCUUUAUCUUAUCUUCCCCAAGCAUUCAUGGGCCUUUUCUUGUCCUGAUCUUCCUUCCAGCAGUGCUUUUCUGCACACAAAGCCGCAGAAGAAAAAAGUGCAGAGUAAUCCUCUGGAGAACUUGGUAAUGCUGUUUUGAGCCUGUAUGCACUACACAUUUAAAGCAGCAUCUUUAAACAGCCAUGGCUUCCUGCAGAGAAUCUUGGGAACUGUGGUUUGUUCAAGUUACAGUUCCCAGGAUACUCUGCAGGAAGUCAUGGCUGUUAGGAGGCCUCUCAGAGAGCUUCAAUUCCCAGAGUUCCCUGGGAAGAGGGAUUGGCUAUUAAACCCACUCUGAGAUUUGUAGCUGUGUUUGGAGAACAGGGGUCUCCCAUCAACUUUCAGCAACCUUAUCAAAGUACGCUUCCCAGGAUUCUUUGCAAGAAGCCAUGACCGUUUAAAGUGGUACAAUACUAUUUUAAUGUCCCAAAUGUUGGUGCCUUAGUAAGCACCCUUUUCCUUCCACAUUUCUGCAAGUAAAGCAAGGUAGAGACUUAACAAAAAUUAAAUGAAGGCUAAGCUUUCAAGGAGCCAUCCUGGAAUAUCUUGGAGGGGAGGGGAGUUCCCACAUAGAACCCUCUUCAUGUGAUUACAGCCCCGGCUAACAAACAAUUCAAGGAAUCUGAUUUUCAAAGUUGUUUUCUGGAAACAGUGUUACAGUGGUACCUCGGGUUAAGUACUUAAUUCGUUCUGGAGGUCCAUUCUUAACCUGAAACUGUUCUUAACCUGAAGCACCACUUUAGCUAAUGGGGCCUCCCGCUGCUGCCGCACCGCCGGAGCAUGGUUUCUGUUCUCAUCCUGAAGCAAAGUUCUUAACCUGAAGCACUAUUUCUGGGUUAGCGGAGUCUGUAACCUGAAGCGUCUGUAACCUGAAGCGAAUGUAACCCAAGGUACCACUGUAUAACAUGCAGGGUAAGGUUAUUUGUUGUUGUUGUUUUGCCGUCUGCAGGCUGUGUACAGUACACACUAUGAAGAAGAAUUCUGGGUGCUGUAGUUUGUUAAAGGCUGCUACAGUUGUACCUUUUGUAUGCGAACGGGAUCCGUUCCAGAGCCCCGUUCGCAUCCUGAAGCGAACGCAACCUGCGUCUGCGCGUGCGUGGGUCGCGGUUUGCCGCUUCCGCGCAUGCACGUGAGGUCGUUUUGAGCGUCUGCGCAUGUGCAAGCGGCGAAACCCGGAAGUAACGUGUUCCGUUACUUCUGGGUCGCUGUGGAGCGUAACCUGAAAACACUCAGCCUGAAGCAUAUUUAACCCGAUGUAUGACUGUAGGAAUUAUAGCUCUGUGAGGGGUAAGCUACAAUGCCCAGAAGUCUUUGAAGGGGGUGGGGAAAAUAUGCUUACAGAUAUAUAGCAUGUGCACAGCUGCUUCUUUCAGAGUGCUAGAGAAGCAGUCUCUGCUCCAAGUGGCCUACAAUCUGUCAUUCAACAUGGGGAAUUCAGCUGAAGGAAAUUAACUCAUGUGCUGUUAUUUUUUAAAAUGUGUGUGUGUGUGUGUGUGUGUGUGUGUGUGUGUGUAUAAAAUCACUAUUGUGGAUGCAGACUCUGGAUUUCUGAACCUCUUGAAAACCAGCAGAUUGUAUCAGUAGUGUUGCCCAUUUUGCAAAAUGGCAUUGGGACUUACUAGAUUACUCUUUUCCGCAUUGGUCUCUCUCCUCCCCACAGUCAGUGAGUGUGUUUGCAGGCACUGUUGAGAGCAAUUUUUUCCCCUCCAAAGGGUUUUUAGAAAGCUAGAAUUCCUCCCUGAGCAAGUCUGUGCAAAAGUGCCUUUUAUUGCCCAAAGCCCUUCUGCAGCUACUUUGACAUUGUCUCAUGCUAUCCCACUUCCUGUUUAAGAAAGAGAGAGGGAGGGUGGGGGGAGAGAGAGAGAGAAGAGAAGAGAGGAGAAAGGGGUGGGAGUGGAGAAUCCAUUCCUCUUGCAGACACAUCCCAAUUCAAUCUGCAGUGAAUCACACAGCUGGUUCCCUGCCAGAGAGCGCAGAGCCGAAGGGGCAGAGGAGGAGCAACUGCCUGAGAGAGUACAUUUCUUUCGGGAUUCUGCAGCCAUUGACUUAACGCACAAAUGCACAGGAACCUCUGCACACGAGGUAAGCAGACCGAGCCUCUCCGGCUUUCCCAAAUAACGGGCAGGCGCUCUGAAGGAGAACUGACCGUGUGCCUUUCACAUUCAAAAAUCUCCUGCUUCUUCCAGAGGAGUUCAGACAUCUCCUGGCAAGUUGUCCCGAAGUUCUGGCCUCUGUUCAGGGACAAUUUGCUGCCUCAGAACCUGGCACCCUCUUGCCGGCAUCCUGUUGUAAGAGUUGAAGAGUUAAGCCAAUUCCCCCCCCCCCAUUUACGUCUCUGUCUUUGUUUCAGUCUUAGAAGCAGCUCUAUUGGGGAGGUAAGUGGGAGGGGGGGUCACUUUGAGUUCCGCUCAUUCUGUCUUGCGUCUGUGCCGUGACCCAGAGUUAACUCAAUGGUGUUUCUGGCUUUGAGACACGAGGGAAUGGCUCCUGGCUUGGGCGACUUUAGGAGGGGGCCUGAUAUAUUCAUGGAGAAUAAAUGGCUACCAUUUUUUAUCUUUAUUAUACAAUAUUUACUCAAAUCUGACGUUCACCUUUCUUGGCCAAAUCACGUUGCAAAAACUAAGGUGCGCAUUAGAUUCGAUGGCACAUUUACAUUCACCAGCAGAUCCUUUUUUUGGUUUCUAGGUUCAGAAAAUUGAGGUGCGCAUUAGAUUCGAUGGCGCAUUAGACUCGAGUAAAUAUGGUACUUAUGUAUCCCGCAUUUUCCUCCCAAGGUGCUCACUGUCCUCUUCUUCCCCAUUUUAUCCUCACAACGACCCUGUGAGGUAGGUUAGGCUGAGAGAUGGUGGUUGUGCUUCGUGGCUGAGUGGGGAUUUGAACUCUGGUCUCCCAGGGCCUAGUAACCAGCUCUGUAACCACUAGGCAAGAUUGGUAUGGUAUGUCCCUCCAGUCCUUCUGAGUAAAGGGCCAGUUUGAAGAGGAACAGCCCUGGAUUUAUUGGGCCUGUCAUUUUGGCCUGGCUGCUGCAAGGAGUCCAUGAGAAACAGGUCCCGUCCACACUGUACAUUGAAAGCAUGUGACUUUCACUUAACAUGGGAACUCUAGUUUAAGGGUAUUGCGAAUUGUAGCUCUUUGAGCGGGUGAACUACGGUUCCCAGGAUCCUCUGGGGAAAGCUGUAUGCAUUGACUGUAUGGUGUGCAUGUGCCAAAAGUUUUUUGAGAGAGGUUUUAAAUUGUCGCGUUGAUGCUCUGAUUUGAUCCUCGGUUUUAUUUACUGGUUUGGCUUUUUUAUCCUUUAAUUGCUUGGUGGUUGUUUUUAGUCGUUGAUUCUGGUUUUUGGCUUACUGCGCUUACUGUGUGCACACAUAGAGUUUUCAGUGCAUUAUACCCAGUGCUAUUCCUUCUCAGAGUAGACACAUUGGAAUAGUGGACAUGACGUAACUUAGAAUCGCAGAAUUGUAGAGCUGGAAGAGGGUCCCAAGGCUCAUCUAAUCUGACCCUCUGCAAUGCAGGAAUCACAGCUAAAUAAUCCAUGACAGAUAACCAUCCAACCUCUGCUUAAAAACCUCCCAUGAAGGACAGUCCACAACCUUCCAAGGGAGACUGUUCCACUGAUGAACAGCUCUUACCAUCAGAAAGUUCUUCCUAAUGUUUAACCACAAUCUCAUUUCUUAUUAUUUGAACUCCCUGGCUUGGGUCUUCCCCUCUGGAGCAGCAGAAAGCAUGCUUCGUCUAUCUUCCAUGUGACAGCCCUUCAGAUAUUUGAAGAUGGCUGUCAUAUCACCUCUCAGUCUUCUCUUCUCAACCGUUCCUCAUAAGGCUUAGUUGCCAGACCCUUGAUCAUCUUGGUCAGCUUCCUCUGCACACGUUCCAGCUAAUCAAUAUCCUUAAAUUCUGGUGCCCCAAACUUGGCACAGUCCUCCAGGUAUGGUCUGAACAAGGCAGAACAGACUGGGACUAUUACUUCCCUUGAUCAGGACGCUAUACUUCUGUUGUUGCAGCCUAUAGUAGCAAUUAUUAUUAUUAGACAUAAAGCAUAUAUAAAAACAUAACAAAACAUUAAACAUUAACAGCUUCCCUAUGUAGGACUGCCUUCGGAUAACAGCCGCCACCAACACAACAAUUUCAUUAUUUAUACCCUACCCACUCUGGGCAAGUUCCAGCACAUAUGAAAACGUAAUAAAAUGACAAACAUGAAAAACUUCUCAAUAUAGAUGUCUUCGAAAGGUUGUAUAGUCACUUAUCUCCUUGACGUCAGAUGGGAGGGUGUUCCGCAGGGUGGGUACCACAAGUGAGAAGGCCUUUUUUUGCUGCUGCAACACACUUGUGGUCUACUAAGACCCCUAGAUCGUUUUCACAUAUACAGCUAGUAAACCAGGUGCCCCCCAUCCUAUAUAUGUGCAUCUGGUUCUUCCUGCCUAUUUGUCCCCACUGAAGUUCAUGUUGUUAGUUUUGGCCCAGUUCUCCAUUCGCUUAAGGUCAUCUUGAAUCCUGAUUCUGUCUUCUAAGAUAGUGGUUCUCAAAGAGUUGGCAGGAGAGUGUGGUGGGAAGAUUCAAGGACAAUCAAAUCAACGUAUAAACAUUUCAGUAUUGUAAAGUACUGUAUAUACUGUAUUUACUUGAGUCUAAUGCACCGGGACGCGGGUGGCACUGUGGGUUAAACCACAGAGCCUAGGACUUGCCGAUCAGAAGGUCGGCGGUUCAAAUCCCCGCGACGGGCUGAGCUCCCGUUACUCGGUCCCUGCUCCUGCCAACCUAGCAGUUCAAAAACACGUCAAAGUCCAAGUAGAUAAAUAGGUACCGCUCUGGCGGGAAGGUAAACCAAAUUUCUGUGCGCUGCUCUGGUUCUUCAGAAGCGGCUUAGUCAUGCUGGCCACAUGACCCAGAAGCUGUACGCCGGCUCCCUCGGCCAAUAAAGUGAGAUGAGCGCCACAAUCCCAGAGUCGGCCACGACUGGACCUAAUGGUCAGGGGUCCCUUUACCCUUUACCUUUAAUGCACCAUUGAAUCUAAAGUGCCCCUGAAUUUUCAGAACCUUGAAACCAAAAAAAGUAUUUGCUGGUGAAUGUAAAUGUGCCAUUAAAUCUAAUGCGCACCUAAAUUUUCGCAAUGUAAUUUGGCCAAAAAAAGUUGAGCAUUAGAUCCGAGUAAAUACGGUAUAUAUUUUUUAAUUUGCAGAAUAUUGAUAGAUAGCUUUUCAAAAUGAGAGGAUGAAAAUUGGCUGUUCUUCUACAGUUGUUCACAACAUACUGUUGUGAACAGCGAUUUUCAACUCUGACGAAUAUGAAAGACCAGAAAAGAGAAAGGCUUCUUUGUGUUGAUGAGGAGAUGACAGUUUGUUUGUCUCAAAUUAGACCUAAUAUAAAUGAGAUUACCCAGCAAAAGCAAGCUCACUCUAAUUGAAUUUGUACACAGUACAUACUUAAGAGUCCUGUUUAUAAUUAUAUUUUGGGAAUGAUGCAUGUUUUUAUGUAGCUGCACUGGAUGUCCCAUGAUCAUAUUAUAAAGUAGUUGUGUUCUGUGAUAUAAAUCACCACUAGGAGUUGUUUUUUUCUUUUUCCAAUGUAUGUAUUAUCAGUAAAAAAAUUCGUUGUGGCAUGAGCAAAUUUUUAUUCUGAAAGUGUGGCCCUUAGAAAGAAGUUUGAGAACCGCUGCUCAAAGGGAUUAGCUACCCCUGCCAGUAGCUUCAUGGAACCAUUAAUUUCAGUGGGUCUACUCUGAGUAAAAUGUAGCUGCAGAAACCCAGCAUUUGCAGAUGUGACUUGUUGGAUAUCAAGUGUCUUAUAAGUUGUGCUUUGCAAAACCCUUUUGGCCAUAAGCGAGGGAAGUUUGACCUGACCAAAUUAAAGUCUUGCCUUUUGUACGGUUCUUGGGGAAACGUCUCCGCAACGGUCCAGCCCAGAGAUGGGGAACUCGUGGUCCUCCCAGAUAUUGUUGGACUACAACUCCCAUCAUCCCUGACCAUUGGCCUUGCCGACUGGGUCUGAUGGGAGCUGGAGGACCACACAGGAUCCCUAUCCUUCUUCUGCCUUGUGCUUGUGCGCGAACCUGGGGUUAACAAAGUCAGUAUUUUUAAAGGACCAUAAAAGCAGGAAUGGUAGUAGCUGAGAGACAGGAAGUAAUUAAGGCAUGAGUCGGGGAUUUUGGUGUAAGCUGAGCUGGUGGGGGAGACUUUUGGCAGCGUUUCACUUAGUAGCGGCUGACGUAGGGGGGUGGGGAGGUGUUUGCCAGGCCAGACUGAGAGAAUCCCGACACAGUUUGUCCUUAAUGCAUCUUGCUCUGAGAAGUCCCGAGCAUAGCAGGGCACAGGAUUUGACUGCCUUUGGAUGAGAGAGCCACAGAGAUGCAAGGUGUUUUCUGGGAAAUCUCCUUUGCGUGCUAAAGUAGAAAUGGAACAACAUGGGAGUCAGUCCUACUCCUAAAUUGGGUGGUAGGAUCUCAGAAGCUCUGCAUCGGCUUCCUCAAGAGUACGCGUUUGUGUCCUGGUGGCCAGUGAGCUUCUGGGCCCAAUUCAAAGCCCUGGUUUUGACCCAUAAAUCUUAUGCAGCUCAAGACUGCCUCUUCCCACGUGAACCAACCCUGGACCUUGCUCUUGUCAUCAGUUUAGAGGGCGACAACACAAGAACAGGCCUUUUCAGUAGUGGCUCACCUGGUACCAUCAUUAUAAAGCUUUAGGCGCCAGGCCCAAACAUUUCUUUUUCGCCAGACUUUUUAAUCGUCUGUGGCCUCCUUGAGUGGGGGGGGGGGAAGGGAUGUUUUAAUCCUGCCUUUUAAAAAUGUGGAUGCUUUUUAGAUUUGCCUAUGAUGGUUUUAACGUGUGUGUUUUUAUUUAUUGUUGCAAGUUGCUUUGGGUUGCGUUGGCAAAAAGAGAGAACGACAAAUAAGUAGAACAAAUAAGUACAGACUCCAAGGCUGUGCCUCCGUUUCUAGCUAGGAACUCUCCUAAGCAUGUUCCUUGUUCCAAUUUUAAUGGAGAUUUUCUCCAUCCUCUGCUGUUCUUAAGGCAUUACCUUGUAUGGAUUUCCCCCAAAUCUCCUAACUAUAGAAUCCCAUUGAUCAUCUCCUAAUUAGCUAUCUGAAAGGUAAAGUUAAAGGACCCUUGACCGUUAAGUCCAGUCGCGGAUGACUCUGGGGUUGCGGCGCUCAUCUCGCUUUACUGGCCAGGGAAACCGACAUUUGUCCACAGACUAAGCCGCUUCUGGCAAACCAGAGCAGCGCACGGAAACACUGUUUACCUUCCCACUGGAGCGGUACCUAUUUAUCUACUUGCACUUUGACGUGCUUUCGAACUGCUAGGUUGGCAGGAGCUGGGACCGAGCAACAGGAGCUCACCCCGUUGCAGGGAUUCGAACCGCCAACUUUUUGAUUGGCAAGCACUAGGCUCUGUGGUUAGACCACAGCGCCACCCCCAAAAGCAAUUGUUGUUCAGCAUCUGUAACGCCGCGUUGUUUUGGAUGUAAUGCCGAACUCUUGUUCAUUACUAUGGGAACAAGCCCUCUGCUUCAUUUGCUCCUUUCAAUGCACUGCUAAAUUAACUUCUGGUUUAGGCAAACCAUUGUCCGCCAGACUAUGAAACCUGUAAACACUUGUUUGCACAAACCUCAGUUGGACGUCGUAGGAAAUCUUGGUUUAUCGUGAUGUCAAUGCGCCACUGUAAAGCCUUACGCUUGUGCUCCUCCUCUGGGGCGACUGCUUGGAGUCAUUUGGAAGCUCUGGCUUCCUUUUUUGAAUAACCACAGCUUAUUGGGUGGUUUUGACACCCAACCAAGUGGGGAGAACUGUAGGUUGUUUGGAACAAGCCACUUUCAAACCAUGGUUUGAGAAGCUGACUUGCUUCAUGCAUUCCCUAACCUGAUGCCUUCUAAGUGCUUUUUUUCUGGGGGGCGCAGAGGUACGCAUACCCCUAAACAUUUUGUGAAUCUAACAGGAGAAGAAACUAAUUAUUUUUUAAAUUUUUAGUUUCUUCUCUAGUACGGUGAAUUGUCCGUUCCGUUGCUACUCCUGAUGGCGGCCUCAUUUCCUGUCACAGUGUUCCUGUCAAUGGUGAUUUUCUUGAGUCAAAAUGAGAGUACCCCAAACAUUUUUUUUUUAAGAAAAAAAAGCACUGCUUCUAGUUGAUUUCGAUGCCCAUCAGUGCCAACCACAACGUGGCCAGUGGUCAGGGAAGGUGGGAGCUGGAGCUAUUUGACGCACACUUUUAUUCCACGUACAAUUUUUCUGUACAGUAGCUGGUAUUUUCUUUCUCCUUCCCCUGAUUUUUUCUCUUUGGGUGCCUUUCUUCUCCCCUCCAGGUCUCCAAAGAUAGAUGAAGGGGUCCGUUGCCUAGAUGCCUGACAUUGUGACGCCAAGUCCUCAGCCGGCAGUUCGACCGAAUCCCUUGGCUUGAGCCACAGACCUGGGCCAGCAUGCUGAAACCAAGUGGACUUAAAAUUCCCGGGAGGGCUGGGAAGCACUCCAGCCCCGUGGGACGCCCUGGCGGGACAGCAGCCGCCACCACCACCUCCACCACUGCCUCCACCACCACAAAAGAAGGUAAGGAACAGCGUCUGGCCACAGCAGAGAUUUGAACGGGGGAUUUGUGGCCGCCAUAUUGGUUUCCCAACAAGAGGCGUUAGGUCAGUGAUGGCCAAACUUGGCCCUCCAGCUGUUUUGAGACUACAGUUCCCAUCAUCCCUGACCACUGGUCCUGUUAGCCAGGGAUGAUGGGAGUUGUAGUCCCAAAACAGCUGGAGGGUCAAGUUUGGCCAUCACUGCAUUAGGUGGUCCAUGAGGAAGGGACCUUUAUAAUGUGUCUGCGUUGUGUCCUCCCAUUUUUUGAUACUUCUUUAACUGAAAACAUGUGAUUUUAUAACAGAGUGAAUUUUUUUAAAAAAACAAACAUAAAGGGAAAACAGUGCAAUAGAAAUUAAACAUGCACACAGAGAAGGAACAAAACUUGGAAGCUGCAUUCACAGUCCCUAGGAUGAAUAAAAAUAAUAAUACAGUCAUAACUUGGAUCCUGAACGCCAUGCGAGUUGGACAUUUUGGCUCCUGAACACCACAAACCCAGAAGUGAGUGUUCCGGUUUGCAAACAUUCUUCGGAACCCGAAUGUCUGAUGUGACUUCUGUGGCUUCCGAUUGGUUGCAGGAGCUUCCUGCAGCCAAUUGGAAGCCGCACCUUGGUCUCCAAAUGUUUUGGAAGUUGAACAGACUUCCGGAACGGAUUCUGUUCGACUUCUGAGGUACCACUGUAAUUUCAGAUAUUGGAGAGUUGUAACAUUUUUUGUGUGUGUGUGACAUGAAAAGAGGGGGGAAAGAAAAAAUGGGGGGAGAAAUGAUACCCAUAUACAGUACAAAAAAGAAACCAAAAAACAACCUUUGUAGCAUAACCUUUAAAGUAAUUGUGUCGUCUAUAAAUAUUGGGAUGUUCUCCUCAAGGUCAUUUGAUAUUCUCACUUGGCACUGAAAAGUUACUAAGAAUUCCAAAAAGUAGUGUACAAAAUUUCACAGGAGGCAUCUGAACAUUGUUACCAUCGUUGAUAUUUAUACAAUAAAUUGGUUUAUUUUUAACACAUGGCGGAUUUCUAACGAGGUGUUGGGUCAGUGAGUGGGGGAACUUUAUAAAGCAUAAUCACCCUUUCCUCUCUCUUUCUCUCUCUCUUUGGUCUAUCACCCUUUUCUCAGCCUUUUUGAUCCAUUGUGGUAACCUGGCCAGGCCACCUCUAUUUAGCCUGGGAAUAGCCAGUCACCCAGUGGUGGUUAAGUAGGAAUUUUGGGGAGCCAUUUCUCCAGUUAGUCAAUGCAAUUAUAAUCGGUGCUUAGUUUACUAAAGUGCAAUUCUUCCUCUCUUCCACAGCUCAGUCAUAGUUAAACCCACCUAAGAACAGGCUGCAAAAAUAAAUGUGCCUGAAUUUUUUAAUGUAGUAAUGUGAGCAGGAAUGAGGGAUGAGGAUUUGAUUUUUGAAGUGCACUUCUUCAGCCAAGUACUGGGUACACAAUAAACCACACUAGGGUAGUGAUAACAAUGUGUGCAGAAAUGCAAUAUAGUAGGGAAAUUCGCUUUACAAAAACGUGGAGAAACCUGUCCUGAAAAUGCUGAUUAAUUUUCAUGAGGACUUUUGAAUGAAGAUUCAAGACCAUAUAACACCGGUCUUAAAGACCUACACGGGCUCCAGUACGUUUCCGAGCACAAUUCAAAGUGUUGGUGCUGACCUUUAAAGCCCUAAACGGCCUCAGCCUAGUAUACCCGAAGGAGCGUCUCCACCUCCAUCGUUCUGCCCGGUCACUGAGGUCCAGCGCCAAGGGCCUUCUGGCAGUUUCCUCGCUGUGAGAAGCCAAGUUACAGGGAACCAGGCAGAGGGCCUUAUCGGUAUGGGCACCCACCCUGUGGAACACCCUCCCACCAGAUGUCAAAGAGAAAAAUAACUACCAGACUUUUAGAAGACAUCUAAAGGCAGCCCUGUUUAGGGAAGCUUUUAAUGUUUAAUAGGUUAUUGUAUUUUAGUGUUUUGUUGGAAGCCACCCAGAGUGGCUGGGGAAACCCAGCCAGAUGGGCGGGGUAUAAAUAAAUUAUUAUUAGUAGUAGUAUUAGUAUUAGUAUUAUUAAGAAGUUUGCAAAUAAACUGUGGAAAUGUGGAGGAACUGAACUUAAGACUGGAAAAAUGGAACCGAAAUGGACAGAUAUAUUCAUCCCCAACAGGAAUUUAAUAUACUUUGAAGUGCUGUUAGCAUCUAGGCUCCAUCUUGGAAGAUUGUUGGGUAAUUUGUUUCCUGUAAAAUGAUCCUUUUUGUAAUAACUAACUAACUAGCACACACACAGAACCACACUUCCAACGUACUGAAUCACAAACUUGUCCCUGAUUUUAGUUUCAAUCCUGAAUUCUUGCAGUGGAGAGGCUUUCUUUUUAAAACCUCUCUUCUUUCUCUCUUGCUCCUCCACCCCUCUCCGCCCCCUUUAAAAUAGCAGUGGACACUCCGUACAAUGAAAACUGUUGAUCCCCAGGGCGUGAAAUGAAUCGUGCACAAUUGGCUCUUUAUUGCUUUUAACGUACAGUGCUUCUUUACAGUUUCUGGUCAAAUUUUUGAAAAAAAAAUUGCAGCUUUUUAUUGGCUGCCCAGGCUUGGCGUAAAUGGAUGCCUGCCAGCUGCUGAAUCCACUCCUGUCUGUUGUGUGCCCUCGAAGCAUCAGCAAACUCAACUGUAUUUGCAAAUCUGUUCCCCCACCUUUUUGUGUUUUGUUUUUUUGAAAAAGCUCACUGUGCAAUAAUAAUAGAUACCAGCGUAUCUUCUAGAAGCAACGAUCGCAAAAUCAGUUUGUUUGAUUAGCUAUCUUUUUUUCUUUAGAAAAAGUGUGGUUUUUAUGAGUUGCUUUUAAUUGCUAUUUUUUUUUGGGGGGGGGUUGCAAUCCCCUUCCUCGCUGAAGCUUUUUGCAGCAAAUUGGGUUGGGCUACUCAUUUAGAUUGUGGCGGGGAUUCCUAAGGCUGGGAUGCCUUUUUUUAAAAAUUUGGAACAUUUGGAAAGAGAAUCUAUGAAGUUACCAACAUUUGGAGAGGGGUUUUUAGUUUAGGGGACGGAUAGAUGAGAAGUCUGGGCCUGAGAGGGAUGCUUGUUAUAUAUCAAUGCAAGAAGAUUCUGCUGGAUCACAUAAUAGAAUCACAGAAUUGUACAGCUGGAAGGGACCCCGAGGGUCAUCUACUCCAACCCCCUGCAAUGCAGGACUCGAACCCAUGACGUUGAGAUUGAAAAUCUAAUCCUCACCAACUGAGCCAUCUCACUUGCUUGUGAGUUUUGUUUUGGGCACCACAGAGCCGAUAACUCUUUAAAUACUAACAUCCCGCACAUUUAUGGCUGGAUUUUGUACAGGCCCAACUCCAGCUUCUGAUUUCAGAGUGUGAGGCCUGGGCGGGUGGCCGCUAAGACAGCUCACCCCACGUGACCUUCAGGAGCGAAGAUAAUUUUGUGCACUAAGCCUGAAGAUAAUUUUGUGCCUAAACAAUGAGGCACUAAGCCUGGAGGCUGGUCCCACGAACGAGCGCUAAUGGACGGGGCCGCUUCUCAAGGCAUCACAAAGCCAUAUAUUUUAUUCCUCAGGGUGAGCAGCUGAUGGUUAUUCUCCUCCUUUCAUCUCCACCUCCAUCUUUGUACUGGCUGCUUGUUUCUUUAAAACACCCUCUGAUUAUCCUAGUCGUAAGGCUUCCCUGCAGCGGGACAGUGCUUUAUAGAGUACAAGGGGAGAGGUCUCUGCCCCCAGGAGCUUACAAUCUAAAUUCUGGGGAAAGGUGAGAAGAAGACGAGGAGGAGAUGCGGAAGUGGGGGGUUCCACCAAAAAAGGGAUAAAAACAAUUGUUUGUCAGAUUUCCUCCGUUUAAAUUGCUACUUUGGAAGAGGAUGAUUUCAGAGGCCACCCAAUCUCUUAGUACUCCCCGCAAUGCAGGAAUAUGCAGUUGUCCCCAUAUGAGGAUCGAACCUGCAACCUUGGCAUUAUCAGCACCACGCUUUAACCAACUGAGCUAUCCAGGCUGACCCCAUGCGGAAGGCCACAGUUUCAGUCCCCAGCAUCUCUCCAGGUAAGGCUGGGAGAGGCGAAAUUCCUGGAGACCUGCAAUUCAGUGUGGACAGCGCUAAGGUGGAUGAACCCAAGGGUCUGAGUUAAACUAAAGCGUUCUCCAGGGUCUGAAGGAGAGGCCUCUCCUGUUCCCUGCGGACAAAUUUACCUGGAAGCACCUUGGCUUGAACCCGGGGGGGCUGUGGGCAUGAAAACUAAAUUAUGGUCCCUGACUGGGGAGAUGCUCAUAGGCUUUGCAUGGGCACCUGCGGGAAUUUUUCCGGGGUGGAUGGGGAGCAAAUACUCACAAAUCAGCCAAUAUACGAGUUUCUUGCAAAAUGAAUGGGCAAAUGGUUCUUCUGCAUGCGUGUCUGCUUUGUAGUCUUUAAAAUGUAUGGGUUAUUUACGUGUGUUUAACAGAUUUUGCUGUUUUUGUUCUACAUCGCCUUGAUUGUGUAGAAGAGGGUGAAUGAAUUCAUGGUGGCAAUAAUACUUCCUGCACAUUUUGCUCCGUAUCUCAGCUGCUGCUGCUGCUGCUGCUUCUUCUUCUUCUUCUUCUUCUUCUUCUUCUUCUUCUUCUUCUUCUUCUUCCUGCACAUUUUGCUCCGUAUUUCAGCUUCUUCUUCUUCUUCUUCUUCUUCUUCUUCUUCAUCAUCAUUAUUAUUAGUACUCCGCUCAUCUGACCGGGUUGCCCCAGCCACUCUGGGCAGCUUCCAACAGAUAUAAAAACACAAUAAAACAUUAAACAUUAAAAAGUCACCAUAUGAAAACAGUGGAUCAUAAAGAUUGGGCGACACCCACUUAAGCCAAAUGGUAGAAGUGUACUUUUUAUUUAAAUUGAAAGAAGGGGAUCUUUAGACUAUUUGCCCUUGCCCCCCCCACCUUGUAAAGUACGCCUUUGGGCUCUUCACGCACGCCCCUCCCAAAAUGUGAGUCUUGGAGAAAGUCUGAUAUUUGUGGUGUUUGGAAUCUGGGCUUCAUCCCCCCCCCUCCAUCUCUACCAGAUAACCAUGGAAACUGGGCUGCUACGUGGCCCAUUCUGCACCGCCUGACAGCUGGCCGUCUUGGCACAGACCCGUCACACAGGCAUAACAGGAUUAAACGCGAGAUUCGGACGCCGAUGGGAAAUGUUGGUGGGGUGGGGAGGGGAGUUAAAGCUGCCCUGUUCUUGUCACACCUCCUUCCCCAAAUGGUUAAGGAUUUUUCCGCUGCCACUUUUGCCUGCAGGCCAGAUUCUUUUGGCCACAGGCCUCCCGUUGCAUACCUGUAAAUUUGAAGGUCACCUGUGCUUUAAAACCUAAUGCUCAUAAGUGCAGAAACCUCGUGAAGGAUGCCUGGCACCAGCUGAAGCAUAACACCUUUCUUUCUUUCCCAUUUUGAUCCCCAGGCACUGCUGCUGGCGUGUUGGCCACCUUGGGAGUUGGAAGGGGGAAUCUGUCAGGCCCGUUUAAACUCCUUUACAGAGCCGUAGGAAAUGGGGAGCGGCAGAGCAUGAGCUAGAAUAAUUGGAUCAGAGAGUUGGAAGGGUCCUCCGGGGGUCAUGUAGUCUUACCCGCUGCUCAGUGCAGGAUGCGGCAACAGCAUCCCCAACAGAUGGCUGCCCAGCCUCUUCCUAAAUAGCCCGGUCGAAGGAGAGCCCAUCACCUCCUGAGGCAGCUGAACGGCUUUUACUGAUAGGAAUUCUUCCCCCUAAUCUUCUUCCCCGCUGUUUCCACCUGUUGGGUACAGCAGCAACAGGGAACAAGUCUUCUCCAGUAUCCGGUGUCGCAACUCUUCAGACAUUUGAAUUUAAGAAUUGGUACCCAAGUUUGCUUCCCAUCCCUUCUCUCCCCUCCCCCCUUUUUUAAAAAAAUUAUUUUUCAUUAUUCACAAGAUUCCAAAUACACACCUUGCAAACACAUAUUUCGAAUACAGUUACAUAUUUGACUUCCCUCCCCCCCCUUUUGUGGUUCCUUUUCUACUUUAGAUUUUUAACACUGCAUAUUCCACUUUACUCCAUUUUUAAGUUAUUAUUUUAUCUUAGUAAUAUUUUUAACUGCUUGAUUUAAGUUAAUCCUGCUAAGGAACUUAUUUGCAUGCCAGAACUUUUCAGAUAUUCUUCAAAUUUUUCCCAUUCUGUAAUAAAUUUCUUUUUCUCUUGGUUUCUUAUUACACCCGUCUGUUUUGACAUUUCAGCAGAAUCCAUCAAUUUAAUCAACCACUUUUCCUUUGUUGGCAUAGCAUCUUCUUCCCACCUGUGGGCAAGCGCCAUUCUGGCUGCAGUUGUGGCAUACAAUAGCAAAUUUUAAAGGUCCUUCAGAAUCUCUAUAUUCACAAUCCCUAAAGGUUAUCUUAAAGCAUUUUCUUCAAUUCGUUAUAAGUCAUUUUUGUUCUUUUACAUACCACCACAUAUGAUAGAAAGUGCCUUCCUUUUUUGCGGCUCUUCCAAUUCAUCAAAACAAGUUUUUUUGCUUCUAAUAUGGCACGGUACAUAAAUGAUGUUUGGGACCUCUUCUUCUUCUGCAAUGGUGUGAAACAAUUAAAAUAAAUGCCCCCUCUUGAUCUUCUCAUCUCCAGGGCAGGCAUUAAUAGGGCCUUCCUUGCUUGAAGGCUUUGUUUUCAUGUCCCUUUAUUUUAUUUUACAGGGUCGCCUCUGCAUAAGCAGACCUCCGCUUCUUCUUCUUCUUCCACAGCUGCCCCCGAGAAGCCUGCAGGGUCCAAAGUCACCGAGGUGGGCGAUGACUUCCUGGGGGACUUCGUGGUGGGAGAACGUGUCUGGGUGAACGGAGUGAAGCCAGGCGUGGUACAAUACCUGGGGGAGACUCAGUUUGCGCCUGGACAAUGGGCGGGCGUCGUGCUGGAUGACCCGGUGGGGAAGAACGAUGGCUCGGUGGGUGGGGUCCGCUACUUUGAGUGCCAGCCCCUGCAGGGGAUCUUCACGAGGCCUUCCAAGCUGACCCGCCAGCCCACCGCGGAAGGUUCCGGAAGCGACGCGCAUUCCGUGGAGUCGCUGACGGCUCAGAACUUGUCCCUUCACUCAGGGACGUCCACCCCUCCUCUCUCCACGCGCAUCAUCCCUCUCAGGGAAAGCGUCCUCAACAGCACAAUGAAAACGGGGAACGAGUCCGGGUCAAACCUCUCAGACAGCGGGUCAGUGAAGAAAGGGGACAAAGACUUCCGGCUUGGAGACCGCGUCCUGGUGAGUCUUUUCUUUCCGCCCAGCUUUUCGGAGAGGUUGAAAUAUUGCCUCAGAAUUCCGAAAUUGUGACAAAUCGAGUGACUCCCAAACAGAUGAUGGAAAAUGUCGUAUUAAUACAUUUUUAAAAAUAUUAUUAUUUAUUUAAUAACAGUAAAUAAAUUGGCCAUUUACUGUUGUUGGCCACAAGGAAUGAUUGUUUAGUGGCCAUUGCAACUUUCCAACAAGUGGGGGUGGGGUGGAGAAGAGAUUUCAGAAAUAUAAGCUCCCAAACUUUGUAUUUCAGAAUAAUAAUAGUAAGAAGAAAUCUUAGAUUUAAAACCGAUUUUUUAAAUGUAGCUGCUUGCUCAGCAAAAACCUCUAAACGGUUUUAACAAAAUGUAAAAGUAUACUGAUAAAAUCACAUGUUGAAAAGAUGUUGGCGUAAAGUUUAUCCUGAUAUAAAUAUAAUCAGCUGUUUUAAAAUAAACAUUUGCUUUAAAAUAACAUGUCUGGGUACGCUUGCCUGGAGAAUUCGGUUUUUUAGUAGGCACCACAAACAAUGCAGUGAAUUUGCCUACAAUGGGCAGGGAGUUCCAACAGUUCCACAAAGAAAGAUUAAUUCUUUCCAAGUGUGGAAUGAACAUUAUAUGGCACUCAUAAACCUGCCCAUUCCACAAACUGAAGUGAUUGAGUGGGUACGUGUGAGCUGAGGUGAUCCUUUUCACUAAUAGCCAAGUAUAGCAAUGAGUUUUUUGAAUUUAAAAUCAUCACUGUGGCAACCAGUGGUGAAAUCUGAAACAGUUCUUUCAUUUUUACUGAGAGACUCAAAGCUGCCAAGGCAUAGUGGAAACAUCUCUUUCGGUCAAACGAGUGCGUUCAUCAGAGAACAGAUAACUUAUCAUUUCUAAAAUGGGACUUUGCUGUUAAGUGGGCUUCAAACAGCACCAGGGACUGUUUGGGAGAAUAAAGAACCUGGCAGCAUGCAAGGUGGAAAACCUUCCAUCAUGGAAGUUCUGCGGGUGCAACUUUCCUGUGUCGUCAGGAUCUGAAGGUACCUGCUGCUGAUCCUGCGAUAUGACUGUCUUAUGCACAUUGGUUUGUGAUUGGAUCAGAUUGAUUCAUUUGUUUCUAGUCAUUAGAUCAUUCCAAACUGAGGCUUUAACCAUUUAAAAGUUAGGCCCUUUGGUUUCUUGCAGGGCAAGGGGGCAGCCACUGAGACUUGCAGCAAUAUUCAAGAGGCCCAUGGUUUGUGAAGUGCUUAGGGCUGGGUGAUAACAGUGGUACCUCGGUUUUCGAACAUAAUCCGUUCCGGAAGAUCAUUCGAGUUCCGAAACCCAAGGUGCAAAGGACGGUCUGAAAAUUUAAUAAAGAAAAUGGAGAAAAAUAACAUAUAUACAGUGGUACCUCAGGUUACAUACACUUCAGGUUACAUACGCUUCAGGUUACAGACUCCGCUAACCCAGAAAUAGUGCUUCAGGUUAAAAACUUUGCUUCAGGAUGAGAACAGAAAUCGUGCUCCGGCGGCAUGGUAGCUGCAGGAGGCCCCAUUAGCUAAAGUGGUGCUUCAGGUUAAGAACAGUUUCAGGUUAAGUACGGACCUCUGGAACGAAUUAAGUACUUAACCCAAGGUACCACUGUACACUCAGUGGAAGCUGUUUGACUUCCGAGAUGUGUUCGAAAAUGGAACCAUUUACUUCUGGGUUUACUGCAUUCGAAAACCGAAACGUUCGUCAACAGAGAUGUUCGAAAACCGAAGGACCACUGUAUAUCGAUAUAUUAUCCAAAACCGGUUUGAAGUCUGUAUCGUGAUAUUGGUUUCAUGAUUUUUGACCUGGCAAUAUAUCAUGAAUUGUGUGUGUGUGUGUGUGUGUGUGUGUGUGUGUGUGUUAUGAAAAAAUCACAAUGUGGGGAAAACUUUGAAGCCACCCGAUGCCUCUACAUAGCUCCAUAUUUCUUUCAGACAUCGUGAUAUAUCGGUAUAUCGUGAUGUUUAGCUGGUGAUAUAUCACGCUGUUGAAAACCAGAUAUUGCCCAGCCCUAGAACCACUGCACCAUGCUUUUAUGUGGACAUUUAGAAACCACUGGCAGGUGAGUGUCUAGUCAGUCGAUUUGGUGUUCCAUGUCAUUAGUAUGCUGGUGACAACCCGCCUGCCGUUCUCGUCUUCCUCCUCCUCAAAUCCCAGUGCGGUGCUGGAAUUCCUCAGUCGUUGCUUGGAAUCAGGAGCUGGCUGGAUGAGGGCCAGUGAGGCAAAACUUAAUGCUUACGAACUCCAGUCUUCAGGGGGAGGGUGCUAGCCUUUUCGAAGCCAAAGAGGCAAUUGUCACGCAAGCCCAAGUGUACAGCUCUGGUUGCCUCACUUCAAGAUGGAUAUCGAGGAGGUGGGGAAGAAUCAGAAAAGGCAGCCAGAGUAGUCAGGGGGAUGGAGCAACAACGUUGAAAGGUUGUAGCCAAUGCCGGAUUUACGUAUAAGCUAAACAAGCUAUAGCUUCGGGCCCCACUCUUGUGGGGGCCACAAAAAAAUUAAAGGAAAAAACAACAACUGGAUGUACAUUUCCAAAAUAUAAGAUAAAAAAACAAAUUAAAUAAAACCUACAUACAGCAACAGGGUUUUGUGUUGUGUAGGCUCCUAUGGUGUAAGUAAUUGGCCCCGCCUGCUAGUCUGCUCCCUAAAAUAUCACUGGUUUGCUCAUUUCAAUAUAUAGGGUGCCUACAUUCUGCAUGGACUGGUUGCAUGGCAGCAUGUACAAAUGGCUUUAGAUACCUAUUAGGUCCAUAGAUUACCGUAUAGCAUAUAUUCAACACAAAAAACAGUGACAAAUUGUUGGCAAAGGACAGCUGGACAUAUAAAGGGCCCCAUUACCUUCAGGAGCUUAGGGCCUCAUCAAACCUAAACUGGGCCCUGUUUGUAGCAUUUGGGAGAAAAGCGGAAAUUAUGUGGGGUGUGGAGAAAAUGGACAGAGAAAAGUUUUUAUCCGUCUCACCAGAAUUGCUUCCAGACACAGACCUUGGUUGUGUGGAAUGCCUGGCUCCCUCUCUUGCUCCAUCCAAAGAGUCACGGCUGGGGGAGGUUGAUCCGGAGUGAUGCUCAUGGGGCACUGGGAAAGACGGGAGCAGACCGUAACCUUUUUGGGGAGGCUGGAUAGGACGGGCUGGGAGGAGCUGCUGCUGCGCCUUUGCUCUGCGUUCUGCAGAGGAACGAAAACAGCAGCUCAUUCGACGGUGAAGUGCCACUGGGCUUCAUGCCAUAUACAUAGCGCAGAAGAUUUCUCUCGAAUGUGGCUGCUGGAUGUUUCGGCUCUGUCCAGUAGCAUACUUAAAAGGCCAGGACCUUAUUUAUGGCACAGGACCACAAUAACCCCAAGGAAUGUCUCCCCCCCAUAUAAACCGACCCAGACCCUAUGAUCUGAGCCUCUUCUUUGCCGCCGCUUCUAUAAGAAGUCCAGAAGACAGCAAGAGCCUUUUCUGCAGUGGCUCCCCAUCUGUGGAAUGCUCUCCCCAGGGAGGUUCGCCUGGUGCCUUCCUUAUGCACCUUUAGGCGCCAGGCAAAAAUGUUCCUCUUCAACCAGGCCUUGGGAUGAUUAAUAUGCUACAGCCUUUUAAAUGUGUUUGUAGGAAGAAGGGUUCUUCUUGAAGAAACCAGAGGCCUUUCUCCUGGGCAUAGUCGGCCAAAUGGUGUUAAAAAAGGAUAGAACUUUCUUUAUGUAUGCAACAACAGCAGCAAGAAUACUCAUUGCAAAGUAUUGGAAGACACAAGAACUUCCCACGCUGGAGGAAUGGCAGAUGAAACUUAUGGACUAUAUGGAAUUGGCAGAAAUGACUGGUAGAAUCCGUGACCAGGGAGAAGAGUCGAUGGAGGAAGAUUGGAAGAAAUUUAAAGACUAUCUUCAGAAACAUUGCAAAAUCAAAGAAUGCUAGAGUGAUGUUGGACUGAAAAUAAGCGGUUUCCAGCUGUACAGGUUAAAGUUAAUGAUAGAUUAAGAUUAAAGAUUAGGAUUAAAGAUGUUUAAAGAAAUGGAAAUUUGAUACUAAGAGGAAAAAUUUUAAUGUUAUAUGACACCAAGACUAAAGAUCAGGUUUAAAGAAGUUGAAGUUAUAUAUUUUAAUAUCUUAUUAAAGUUAAAUAUUGGGAUUAAAAAAGUGGAAAAGAAAUUGCUGGAUAAACAAUUUGGAUUGGAAUACAAAAGAGGGAGGUAUGAGGAAGUCCAGAAAAUAAGUAACUAAAAAAUGGAUAGGGAAAAGAGAUAUUGUUUUUAACUGUUAUGCUUUUUGUUUUUUUUGUUUUUUUUGUUGAAUUUUGUUGUGUUUUUUGUGUGUGUUGUUGUCAUAUGUAUUGUGGAUGUUUUUCUUUUUUCUUUCUUUGUUGUUUAAAAUUUUAAUAAAAUUAUUUAUUUUAAAAAAAAAAAAAGCAAAUGUAAUAAAUGAACAAAUAGGUAAUACAAGAUAAUGCAAGAAUGGAUCUCAAUCUGAACCAGCCCCGAGAGAACAAGAGACCUCUUUUGCUCUGGAGUUGAGAGCAGGGAGGGUGGAAGGGAAAGGGAUUGCAGUAAAUUGGAAACAGGCGAGGGAAAGAAUGUUUCUGGAGACACAAUUUGAAAACUGCAGGGGAAGUUCAAAUGUUACGACUGUCUCCCCCCUGCGCCAGUCUUUAUUUAGACCACAUGUCUGUCUUCCGGGCUUUCUGCUGGGGAUGGAUAUAGCAAAAGAGGGCCUUUUCUCUAGAGUAGUUUUUAAAAAGAACCCAGACUUCAAAAACAAACAAACCAAAAACUCUGUGCGCCAUCAAAUAUUUAAUUUUAAUUUUAUAUAACUCUAACCAAUGUGCAUGAACAUGUUUGCAGAGCACAAAAGGAGAUAGAUCCCUCUCCUACAGACCUUACAACCAGUUGUUGCCAACCUUUCCUGGCCGGAGGGCACAUUUUGAGAUUUGAGAGAGUCCUGGGGGACAAAGUAGCUGCUUUUGAGGGUCUGUUAGGGGUGAGAGUGGCGUAAUGCAAAAUUAGAGAGACAGCCAGUAGAAUCGUAGAAUUAGAAUGGGGACCCCUCUAGUACAACCUCUGGAAAUGCACAAUCAUUUGGGUUGGCCUUUUCUGAAGUUUUUCCAACGCUUCCAUGUCCUUUUUGAGGUGAGGCAACCAGAGCCUUUUUAUUGAUUUUAGACACACACACAGUUGCUAUCUAUCUAACAGGGAACAUUCCUCAUAGGGGAAAGUGUGCAGAAAGAUGCAUAUAUUUGUGAAACAGGCAGGAAGGCAGAACAAUGUCCAUUUCCUUGGUGCAACAGAAAUGUACCGUAUCUUUGGCUCUAUAAGAUGCACCAGACCACAAGGCGCACCUAGUUUUUGGAGGAGGAAAACAAGAAAAAAAAUAUUCUGAAUCUCAGAAGCCAGAACAGCAAGAGGGAUCGCUGCGCAGUGAAAGCAGCAAUCCCUCUUGCUGUUCUGGCUUCUGGGAUAGCUGCGCAGCCUGCAUUCGCUCCAUAAGACGCACACACAUUUCCCCUUAUUUUAGGAGGGGAAAAGUGAGUCUUAUAGAGCAAAAAAUACAGUAAGUCAAUCGUUCAUGCUGUUGAGGAGCCAGAGGGAGGAUUUGGCUAUAAAAUAAUUAUUUUAAUCUGGGGCUGGAGAAGAAGGAAACUACUUUGCUUUUUGGCGAUUCUUAUCUUUCUUUGUGGCUACUGUUCAGAAGCCUCUUUGCAUAGAGUCCCCCCCCCCCCCAUUAAGUGUGUGUGUGAGAGAGCUCAUAAUUGCCUUCUUGGCUCUCUCUGAGUUCAGGUUUGGGGUUUCUCUUGCAGAUGGGCUGAGUGCAUUCACUCUCUACUGCAGAGGCAAUGCUUGUGGCUUUCGAUGCUGCAUAGUGUUUCAGAGCCAUUAGUAUUUAGCUGGAAAAGGAGAUGACAGCCAAGGUUACAAACUGGGGGGGGGGGGACGACAACACUUUUUUCUGGGCUUUAGUUUUCAGAGAGCUGGCUGCCCUUGUCUCUUUCUCUGGGCUUGCACCAGAUGUUUGCAGCGGGCUCAAACCCUGAACAGGGACACUCUGGUGGGAGAUUCCAGCCCCCCACCUGCCCCCUGGAAGGGGCCAAACAAACCUGGAGACUUCACGUUAGACCUGGAGGUCUCGCAACCCUAACUUUCAAGCCUAAUUUUGGGUGAGGGGGUAGGAAGGGCACCUAGGAACAACCCUGCUGGAAAAUGUGUGCCCCCUGGCACCACUGUGGCGACCCCUGAAUUGCAGACUCUGGUGAAUGGGUGGGCAAACUAAGGCCCGGGGGCCGGAUCCGGCCCAAUCACCUUCUAAAUCCAGCCCGCAGACGGUCCGGGAAUCAGCGUGUUUUUACAUGAGUAGAAUGUGUCCUUUUAUUUAAAAUGCAUCUCUGGGUUAUUUGUGGGGCAUAGGAAUUCAUUCAUAAUUUUUUUCAAAAGAUAGUCCGGUCCCCCACAAGGUCUGAGGGACAGUGGACCGGCCCCCUGCUGAAAAGGUUUGCUGACCCCUGCCAUAGCUGUCAACCUCCCCCUUUUUUGCGGGAAAUUCCCUUAUUCCAGUGCCGUUUCCUGUUGCUUCCCGCUGCUAUCCCGGAUUGUUAGAUAUCCCGUAGACUGGGAGGCUGCUGAUCCCUUAUUUUCAAAUCUGAAAGUUGACAGCUAUGACCCCUGUGUGUCUAUAGAGAUUUGGGGUGGACUUCUCUAGGCAGUACUUUGCUGUAGCGCCAUCAUGUGUAUCCACACACAUCUCUUUUCCUUUGCAACACUUUAACUUCAGGAAAUCCCCAAUGUUGAGUUUGUAGCGAAAAUGGCAACCACAAGAGGGAGAAAGGAACUCCUAAAUUAGACUCUUGGUGACCUUAGAAUGAGUAUAAUUAUAGUUCAUCUGAAGGCCUAUUGUCUGUGAGACGUAGGAAAGUAUUGCAUCUCAGGCAGCCAAACCCCUCCCUGUGCCAACGUUAGUCACUUUCGUAGGUUUGGGGUGCCAAGGGUGCUGAUUUUCCUAUCACUCCCUCCAACUGUGUCGCAUGUUGGGAUCGAACCUGCAAACUUGGUGUUAUGAACACCACACACUCUAGCCAACUAAUGAGCCAUGCAUCCAAGCCGUGGGGCAACCACUAACAGUUACUCCCCUGAAGACCUCAGUGAUGGGGCAGGUGUACAAAGAUCAGGCAAGGCUAAGGCAUACUGGAUCCAAGUUGCUCAGGGCCUUGUCAAUUAAUGCCAGAACCUUGAACCAGGCCCUGUAGUAUCUGGGCACCCUGUGCACCAGAAUUACAUGCUGGCAAUCGUCUCCACCAACAGUCCAGCCGCAGAGUUCAAUCUUCCAGCAAUUCUGACCAACACAUUGUUGACAAGGCAUCUCCAAAAGGCAAAAACAGGGUUGAAUUACCAGGGGCAGGGGUCAGAAACCAAGCGAGCCCUAAAUCGUAACUAUAGCAGUUGUUGUUGAAGCAUCUCUGUGAGAGGAGGCUGCUCUGUACGUGCUCAGAGGAACACUGACACUUGGUUCUUGAGGAUUGAGCCUCAAUGGCAAAACCAGGCAGAGGGCCUUCUCGGUAGUGGCACCCGCCCUGUGGAACGGCCUCCCACCAGAUGUCAAAGAGAAAAAUAACUACCAAACUUUUAGAAGACAUCUGAAGGCAGCCCUGUUUAGGGAAGCUUUUAAUGUUUAAUAGGUUACUGUAUUUUAGUGUUUUGUUGAAAGGAAGCUGCCCAGAGUGGCUGGGGAAACCCAGCCAGAUGGGUGGGGUAUAAAUAAUAAAUUAUUAUUAUUAUUAUUAUUAUUAUUAUUAUUAUUAUUAUUAUAAAUAGGUUAGGAGGUUUGACUCCCUUCGCCCCAGUUGACUUCCUUGCGCAACCGUGGGAAGCUGGGCCAUUGGUCUGUCUGUGAUCGACUAUCCCUGACUGGCGGGGACUGUCCGGGAUUUCAGGCAGGGGACAUUUCCUGCUUGGAGAUCCCGUUGGAGAUGUACCUGGGAUCUUUUUGCAUGCAAAGAUGCUAUGCCACUGAACCAGGGCAUCUACUAUACCCAGCAUGCUGUCCUUGCAGUACAUCCCACCCAGCUUGUGUACUUCUAAGUGGCUCAUGUCUGGGAGGAAAAUGUGGGCGGUCUUGGAGCAGCGACAGCCUUGCAAUUACGAGACACGGUAAUUCAAGGUUUCCCUUCUCUCUUUGGCUUCCAAAAGGGAUUAUUUUCCCAUUGCUGCUCAAGAGGCACACUUGGAAUUCCUUUCUUCUGUGCUGCCUCUCGUUCAGCUGUGGGCUUUUUUCUUUCUCUCUCUCUGUGUUGACAUCUUGGGAAGGCUUCACCCUGCUUUGCAGAAUGUAAUUAAGUUCUAGAAGGGAAAAAACUUGGCCAGGCUGUGUUUAGAACAGGCAUAGGCAACCUCAGCCCCUGAUCAUCCCUGAUCACUGGUCCUGUUAGCUAGGGAGGAUGGGAGUUGUAGUCCCAAAACAUCUGGAGGGUCGAGGUUGCCUCUUCCUGGUUUAGAAUAUCUACUUUGAAAACAGUGGCUCUUGUGUGUCCAUGAUCAGUUAAGCUGUAGUUAUACUAACUGAUGGUGGGUUUGAAAGGCUCCAGGUCUACCUCCAGACAACCUGUUCGUUGAGCAUUCAUCCUUAACAGCUUAUGUGAUGGUUAGUUUUCUGGCCACUUCCAGGUGGUCUGUUUAUUAAGCAUCCAUCCUGCUUUGUUUCCAGGGAAAUUAGAAGAUGUAGGCUUUAUCCUGAGCUUUCAUCCUGAUUUGUUUGCGAGGAGGUGUAGGCCCCAUACAUUUAAAGCACAUUCCCCUUUUAAAAAAAUCAUGGGAACGUUAGUUUACCCCUCUUAGACCUACAGUUCCCAGCACCCUAACAAGCUACCAUUCCUCUGAUUCGCCUUUUUUUGUGGGUGGAGGAAUGCUUCAAAUGUAUGAUUUAUACCUCACCUUGAAAAAAGUGUUGCCCCAUACUUUCUAGUGCAUUUUCACAUCACUUUCCAAUUUUGAGGAAUGAAGCAGGUUUCUUGCGCAUAGAUCUCUCUGCCAACUAUAAUUGUGCAGCAUGGAUUUUCCGAUACAUGGUUGAAUCCUGGGCAAAAAUGGCAGCGGUCUGGAAGCAACCUGAGUGUCAUGGGUCCCUUGGACUCCAGAAGAACCUGGCAUGACAUGGUGACCUCAGACACAAGAGGAGGAGGGAGAAGGUAUAAGAGGAGCAGAUGGAGUGAGAAGUUGCAGAAGGUGGACACUCAGGGAUGAAGGAGAGAGGUUUUCCUUUUCUGUCUCUAGAGAAGAGGAAACAGAUUUGCCAGUCCGCUCGCUCGCUUCUCCUGUGGAGCACAGAGCAGGGAGAUCUUUGACCAGCCAGAGGGAGGGACUGAGCUAGAGGAGGUGGCAUCAGAGCUGGAGGCAGGUGGGCAGGAUGCGGCCUUGUUACCUGGGACCUGGUACUGCCUUCAAAGGUGGCACCAGGUGUAUGUGCCCAUCCAGCAGAGGGUGAGAGAGUCUCGUGAGUGAGCUCACCCUGCCUCAUCUUUAAACACUUGGCGGGAGGGAUGUGUCGACUGUUGGGUCAUCUUCCGCCCAGUUAUGAACCUCUUGCCUUGCAUGUGGUACAUUGGAGUCUCGACAUCUGGGUCCUGAGCCUGUAGCACUAUUCACCUGAAUAAAGACAUUCUCCUUACUUUCAAGUGAGAGUUGCUGUUGUCUUUUGAGUCGGGAGCCUCACACCAAGUCUGCUCUUCACUGGGCAUUCGUUCUGAUUUGUUUCUGGGGCAGUUACACGGCAGUGAGCAAUUUGGCCUGAAUUCAUCCUGAUUUAAAUGUGCAGUGUUUCGAUCCGCCCUCGCUAUCCUGAUCCACUUCUUCUGGGCAGCUGCAAAACUCAGGUUUUUUACUCCUCCCCUGUCUGCGUUAGAGCUGUCAAAUAGUUUCUUCUGAGCCCUGAGCCAACAUGUCGCAGCUAGUAACCAGCAGGUCUUAAGGCUUGUUUUCAGAUGUUUAUCUUCACUUAUUUCCUCCCUUUCAUCAUGGAACCCUCAGGUGACAGACAUCUACUUUAUUUUAUAUUUAUUGCAUUUGUAUCCCACGCAUGGCCUCUCCCCCUCCUCAUUUAAUGCCCUACAACAACCCUGUGAGGUAGGUUAGGCUGAGUGGUGGUGACUGACACAGGGUCACCUGGUGAGCCUCAUGACUGAGUGGGGACUUGAACCCUGGUCUCCUAAUUCCUAGUCUAUGGGUAGGCAAACUAAGGCCCGGGGGCCGGAUCUGGCUCAAUCACCUUCUAAAUCCGGCCUGCGGACGGUCCGGGAAUCAGCGUGUUUUUACAUGAGUAGAAUGUGUCCUUUUAUUUAAAAUGCAUCUCUGGGUUAUUUGUGGGGCAUAGGAAUUCGUUCACCCCCCCCCCAAAAAAUAGUCCGGCCCCCCACAAGGUCUGAGGGACAGUGGACCAGCCCCCUGCUGAAAAAGUUUGCUGACCCCUGUCCUAGUCUGACACACUUAACCACUGCACCACACUGUUUCUCAUGUGCCCAGAUGGUUCCCCAGUCCAGGCCGAGACCUGCUUAGCUUCAGCAAUUUGGUAGACUUGUUUGUCUUCAGACAACGGGACCUUAGCAAUAUAGUCUAGCAGCUUGCAAAUCAUUUGAGAAAGUGUCUCCCUCAGUCUCUCUGCCCUUGAAAUGAAACCUCCUCACUUGAAGGCCAUAACUUCCGUACACAGGAUUCUCCCACCCCAUUGCAGUCAGCAAAUACCUUGCAUUCAAUGAGCCCGUCCUACUAGCAGAGGGAUCAAACUUGUCAGUGGCUUUUAAAUCAAACACAGAGCCCAUCCCCAUAUGCAUUUAUUUGAACAGCAUUUGCAGAAAUGAUGGAGAUGAAUAAAUCUGCUUACUGGUCAGACGGUGUUCAUCUGUUUGUUUUUCUGUGUUUGCUGCUACGCUUUCAUUCCUGGGUUUGCACCCUGUGGCUAAAUGGCAUCUGCAGCCGGGUUCUAGUGGGGCCAUGGAAUUAGUGGCCUAAAGCCAUCAUUAUUGGUUUAGCUGUCUGCUUGAGAGUGCCUGCAGGGCAGGGAAGCUGCGACUCUGGAUAGGUCUGUUGUGCUGCUUGUGUGGAAGAUAAAUGCAGCUUGAGAGACUAACCUCCCCUCCUGGAACAUUUACAUCCCAAAUGGACAUUAGAGAAACUUGCAACUAAGAACGUGCAUCUGAGCUCGCCUAUUUCUUCCUCCCUCCCAAUCAGUUUUCCUUUCCUGCCAUACCUUUUUAGGUUGCUAGCUUGAGGGGAGCAACUGCCACCCUGGGAUCCAUAUAUAUAUAUAUAUAUAUAUAUAUAUAUAUAUAUACACAGUCGUACCUCGUCUCCCAAACGCCUUGGGAGUCGAAGGUCUCUGGUUACGAACUUCAUCAAUUCCGGAGGUCUGUUCUUAACCUGAGGUACCACUUUAGCUAAUGGGGCCUCCUGCUGCCGCUGCGCCACCGGCACACAAUUUCUGUUCUCAUCCUGAGGUAAAGUUCUUAACUCGAGGUACUAUUUCUGGGUUAGCGGAGUCUGUAACCUGAGGUGUUUGUAACCUGAGGUACCGCUGUAUAUAUAUAUUGCUGAGCAGUGGGACAAUUUAAAAACCUCAUCAAUAAUAAACAUGGAGUUUUAAAAUGUACUUGGAUAGAUUUGUUUGUUUGUUUGUUUGUUUUUUAAACUAAAUCAAUUUGAUGGUUGUGCUGGAAGAUGGAGUAGCAAAAAACUCAGCUUUCCUAUGUUUCUCAUAAAGCUGCUUUUCACAUUCAGGCUACAUACACAUUACAACUUGAAAGCACAGUGGAAGCACAUUCCCCCCCUCAAAGAAUUAAGAGCACUGUAGACCCCUCACAGAGUCACCGUUUGCAGUAACCCAUAAUCUUCAGUUCCCAGAGUUCUGUGAGGGUUUGUGUGUUUUGAAUGUGCUUUAAAAGUAGAGUGCGUGCGUAGCCUGAUAGUCAGGCCGCAGCCUACUUUAGAGAGGCCAGGACUGAUAGUGUAGCCCUGUCCACCAACAGAUGGGCCAGUGGGGAACCCACUGCCCCCCGGAAUCUGAUGCCUGAGGUCAAACCCACACCAUACAAAGUGCUUGUACCACUUUAAUAGUCACGACUUCCCCCAGAGAAUCCUGGGGACUGGAGUUUGUUAAGAGCGCUGACCUCACAGCACUACAGUUCCCAAUCCCUUUAACAAACUCCAGUUCCUUUUAUUCUGCAUGACUUUUGCAGUUAGGAAAGUGAUGGAGAAAUACACUGAAAAAUGUAGAAUGAACGAACGAUUAAUGGGAAGACGUAUAACUUGCCCACAAGCAAUCGAAACGAACGUUCCAUAAAGACACCAGCUGUGCACACAUGACUUUUUACUCCAGCGCAUUCCCUCCACCGGUGUUUGAAGCCAAGCGGACAUGAUGUUAGCCACGAUCCAAAUUCAUCCUGCAGUUUCUGGAGAAAUGCCCCUCUAUCAUGCGUUUUCCUUCGAUCCAGCUUCCAUCUGAUUAAAAACAGAAGCUGCGGUUAACCGACUCUGGGGUUGCAGCGCUCAUCUCGCUUUAUUGGCCGAGGGAGCUGGCGUACAGCUUCUGGGUCAUGUGGCCAGCAUGACUAAGCCGCUUCUGGCGAACCAGAGCAUCACACGGAAACGCUGUUUACCUUCCCGCCGGAGCGGUACCUAUUUAUCUACUUGCACUUUGACGUGCUUUCGAACUGCUAGGUUGGCAGGAGCUGGGACCGAGCAAUGGGAGCGCACCCCGUCACGGGGAUUCGAACCGCCGACCUUCUGAUUGGCAAGUCCUACGCUCUGUGGUUUAACCCACAGCGCCACCCGCAUCCCUUGCAGUUAAGCUGAGGUGUGGACAAUUGAGACAACAGUUGCACAUGCCCAGAUGAGAUUUGGAGACAGGAAUUGCAGACGGGGGAACAAAUCAGUAAUGCUCACCAGGUGAAGAAAUCCCUACCCUGCCUUGUACAGCAAUGUGAAAAUGCAACUUGAAAUGCAUCUGGGGUGGUGUGAGAAACAACUUUACUGAAUUUGAAGCUGCUGAGGUGUACCUAGCGCUUGUCCAAUAUCCUCAUAAGCUUUAUGUGAGCAAAUUGGGAUGAAUGCUCGAUUCCUUAGAUCUCAUAACUUUUUUAAAAAAGCUCAGAUAAAACACUUUCAUCUCCCAACGUGGUUCAGGUAUCAUUGUCUCAUGAUCUUUUUGGGUGGUGCCUAUAUAUUGUAAAGUCGAAAAUCAACGGAGAGGAAAACGACACACUUUGUUAGAUGUGAUUAUCUUGACCAAUCUGUUAGAAUAUUAUGUUAACGUGAGCAAAUGCAAAAGUGAAAUUAGAUACCAUAAACUGCAAAGUUCUGUUUCCCUCUCGUUCUCUGGUAACAGUGGCCAGGGCUAAUAUUCUGCCAGAGUUGAUUUGUUUUUGUUUGUUUUUUUGCAGUUUGAAAACCAACCAAAUUAGUGUCAAAAUCAGUGAAGCAUCUCAGAAUUGCUUUGGAGUUGUGUCAAGCUUCUUAUUCUGACCCCAAGUUACCUUUGAUUCUAUCUUAAUCUUUUUUUCCUUUCUGUAUGUUUAUGUCUUUUAAAAAAAAACUUUGUAAAAUGUUUUGUUUGGUUCCUCUUCCCCCCAUAUGAUUUUUCAGGUUGGCGGAACAAAAACUGGCGUUGUGCGAUAUGUGGGGGAGACGGAUUUUGCCAAAGGGGAGUGGUGUGGAGUGGAGCUGGACGAACCUUUGGGGAAGAACGAUGGAGCUGUUGCCGGAACAAGGUAGGGGGGCGACACAGCCUGGGUGAGCAGUGCCCGUGUGUCCAGGGUUGUUCUUUUGCCCCGGAGCUUUUCCUGUGAAAACCCGCUCCUUAGUGCCCAAUCAGAGCCAAUGUCAAUCCACGUUUCCCGGUGAUCGCCGUCUGCUCUGGGUUUUCGCAGGGAAAACUUCAGAGCAAAAAAGUACUGUAUUUUUCCGUGUAUAAGACUAUAUUUUCCCCCCCCCCCAAUUUUUUAAAGUUUAAAAUUGGGGGUCAUCUUAUACACGGAAUGUUGCAAUUGUUUAUUUAUUAAUUUUGCACUCAAAAAACAGGGGUCGCCUUAUACAUGGAGGCGUCUUAUACAUGGAAAAAUAUGGUAUGUGCUUGGACACAGAGCUUUUAAGUGCAAAUUGUGCCUGGAAAAAGCAGAAGAAAGGUAAGUGAGGAUAAGCCCGGAAUGUUUCUGCAAACUAACAGAUACACAUUUUAGAAAUCCUUCUUACCUAUAAAUUAUUAUUUGCUGAAUUUGUUAGUCACUUAAAUCACACAGGGCAACCUAAAGUGACUUACAACCAAACAGACAAUAAACCCCACAUGCAUAUAUUACAACCAAGGGGAUAGAGAAGUGAAUUAAAAACAUCCUGCGCACUUCUGACCUACCAUGAUGGUCUAGGUUUCUGUGUGCCAAAGGUUUCAUGAAGUGGUGUAGCCUGGACCACCUCAGUCGAGAAUCAGGUGUAUCAAGCCACUCUCAGACCGGACACUUAUGGGGAGAGGCCCAGGGCAAACAGAGAUGCCUGGAGGUUUCCUGAUCUUCUGACACCUCUGCGGAUCCGUCUCCCUGGCAACCAGCCGAAGGAGAUGCUUUAGCUGAGAGGCAUCCAAAGUUGCUUGGAAAUGGCAACCAUAAACAGCUGCUUGCAAAGGAUUUGGAACACCCAUUUAGCCCUCAGCUCUGCAAUUCCCCAGCUCUGCCUCCCACAGGGAGAGAAUUUGGGGCAGCUGCCAGCUGCUUUUGUGCAGAUUUUGAGGCGGCGCUCUGGAACAGCUGCUCACAUCUGGGUGAGAUGUUUGGCGUGCCUGUAGAGAUCUUCACUUGCCUUUUCAGUGAUACAUCACUAACAGCUUAUUUAGUCAGCUGAGCUGCCUGAGAAAAGGAAUAGCCCUGCCCUCUUGGCCCAGACACUGUCAUCUGCUCUGCUGCCACAUCUGAUAUUUUUUUGGUGGUGUGUAUCGUUUUUCUUGGGUGGGCUUGUUUUCCUAGGCAGCCGGGAUCUGUAUAAACAGGGCUAUGUAUUAUGAGGAGAGUUUUAAGAACUGGCACCUGAGCAAGGCUUCCCCCUCUUCCUCUUCCUCUUCCUCUCCCAUUCCCCCUUUCCUUGGGUGUUGCGUCUUUUUUGAGGUUGUAGACUUCUCAUUUUUCCUAGCCAUUGUUGAAAGUCUUUUAUUAUCAUCACCAUCACCAUCAAUUUAUUAAUUGCCUUCUGAACAACUAUCUCAAGGCAACAUUGAAAACACAAAAACAGCAAACUUUGAGGCACUUCUUCGUGUGCCUCUUCCACGAGAGGGUGGCAACACGAGAACAGGCCUUCUCUGUUGUGGCUCCCUGUUUGUGGAAUGCUCUCCCCAGAGAGGUUCGCCUGGUGCCUUCAUAUUUUAGGCACCAUGCAAAAUCGUUCUUCUUCAGCCAGGCCUUUGGCUGAUUGACAUCUGAUGCCCUUUUAAAUGUGUUGAGGGAAGGGGGAUUCUUGGUUUGUUUUUGUUCUUAUUUUUAUUAUAGGAUGUUUUGCCUUUUAUACUGUAAUUUUACGUUGUGAGCCGCCAUGGCAUCUAUGGAUGACGGGUGGUAUACAAAUUUAAUUAAUGAUAAUAAAAAAUGAUGACAAAGAUGCCCUGGGAUCUACGGAUGAGAGGCGGUAUACAAAUAUAAUAAAUGAUAACAUUAUUAUUAUUAUUAUUAAACAAUGAGGGCAAUACAAGAUAGGUGCUCAUGGCAAAGAUCCAUUUAUCCAGCUGGGAAAGCCUAUCAGGACAAAAAUGACCGACUGUGUUUUGGGAUCCCAAGUGGGGGAUCCGGAAGCAUGGAGCAGGAACGUAACCUCUGCCUGUCUUUUCAACUCCAGGUAUUUCCAGUGCCCGCCCAAGUUCGGCCUCUUUGCUCCCAUCCACAAGGUCAUCCGCAUCGGCUUCCCGUCCACCAGCCCAGCCAAAGCCAAGAAGAGCAAGCGAAUGGCCAUGGGCGUCUCGGCCUUGACCCACAGCCCCAGCAGCUCCUCCAUCAGCUCCGUCAGUUCGGUGGCCUCCUCCGUCGGGGGAAGACCCAGCCGGAGCGGGCUGGUAAGGAGCGGCUUCCGUUCAGGAAUGAGGGCUUGGGCCACAUCCCCGCACCAUAACUUUAAAGCACUAUGAUCCCACUGUAAACAGUCAUGGCUUCCUCCUCCAAGGAAUGCUGGGAAGUGUAGUUUGUUAACGGUGCUGAGAGUUGUUAGGAAACAUGCCCCCCCAUAGAGCUGUAGUUCCCAGAGUGGCUAGGAAAAACAUUGCAGGGGGGGGAUCGUGGGAAUUGUUUUAUUGCUUUUUCUCCAUGACCCUGGGACCCUGGGACACUGGGACACUGGGAUACUGGGACACUCCGCCCUCCUAACGUUAUUUCUCUCACUCAGUCACAGACCACACGUUGCUUCCAAUGUCUCACACACUCAAAACAUUCACUGGAGUGUUCCCACACGCACAUUCAGAAACCCAUGCACCUCCCCCAAUCCCCCUUUUUACCAAAAACCAAACCCAACCGGCAGCGCUUAGACUUCGACCGGGGCCCAGCAGCACCUUUACUGCUUCCUUCUGGGCGAAACUAAAACCAGUGGCACUUCUUCUACCCUGCUGGUGGGGCUUGAUCAGGCCCUCUUUGCUCCCACCUAUACCCUGUGGAGCUUACCUUUGUCCUCGAGGUACCUUCUUUCGGCCGUUGCUUUUCUCCGGUCCUUGCAAUGUCUCCACUCAGGAACGGGUGGCAAUUCCUCCCACGAACUUGGCAGGAUGUGCACUGGAACUGCUGACGCCAAUCCUAGCUGUUCACCGCAGUGACGCCUUGGACCCAUGUCCCUUAUCCUCGGGGAAUGCUGUUUUUCCCGGCCAACGCACCAAGAAAUGUAGCCUUAUGAGGCUUUGCCCUCGGGUGGGAAAAAUAUUGCGCCCGGGAAAGGGAGAUGGGAGUCAACAGACACUCAAGGAAUAGUUUCGGAGAAAAAGCUUUAUUUCUACCAUCCAUGAACUGGUAGAAGGAGCAAGUGUGAUACUUCACAAUACAAGCACGAGUUCACAGUCAUGUGCACAGAGCAUAUUCCAGUUCCCUCCCCUUUCUCCUCCUCUUCCGAAAUCCUGCUCCAUGAGUUCCUUUGAGCAUGAACAGAAAGCUCCUGUCUUGGGACUCUUCCCAGGAAAACGGGGGGUGAGAAGCCAAGGGGUUUCAGAGUGUUCAAGAUGUUGCAACUGAAUGAGAUAAAAUUCAGCUCUCAGGCCUGCUCUGACAGAGUCUAUUCAUUAGCCUUUUUGAAGCUCUCUUGUACUGAUAAAAGUAACGGUUUGCCUUGCAACAGCAGAGCAAAUGAGCAGAUGCUUAGCUGCUGAGAAAAUGAUUUUGAAAAGCUUUGAGAAGCUUUGAGCCUGCUGGGGGGGUGACUUUGGGCCUAGGUGGGGUCACCUGUCCUCACCUCCCUUUAGCUGAACAAUCAACCCCUCUUUUAAUGAAGAGAGAUGGAUUUAUUUACUGGCGGCGGCCAUUUUGCGCACAUCUAACUGAUGUGCGACCGCCGACGCGUGGGUCAUUUUAGACCCAGAAGAUGGCAGAACAAGGGCAGGGUGGGUUUAUGCAUGCUCUGCUCACAGAACCCCUGUGCAAAAUGAUUGCCACCUGUAUUGCAUUUCAUACAUUCAUAGAAUUGAAAGGGUUCCCCAAGUGUCAUCUAGUCCAACCCCCCGCAAUGCAGGGAUAUUAAAGCAUCCAUGACAGAUAGCCAUCCAACCUCUGCUUAAAAAGGAGAGCUCACAACGUCCUGAGGGAGUCCAUUUAUACCCCACCCUUUUCCUCUCAGGAACUCAAGGUGACGUACAUGGUUCUUCUCCCUGUCCUCAGUUAAUCCCCACAACAGCCCUGUGAGGUAGGUAGCUGGUCUGAGGUCACCCAGUGAGCUUCAUGGCUGUGUGGGGAUUUGAACCCUGGUCUCCUGGGUCCUAGCGCAACACUUUAACCACUACUCCACCCUGACUAAAUCAUAGUCCAGCGUCCUCUGGAGGGCUUGGGCAGGGCUGCUUCAGAGCGGGGGGUGGGGUAUAUACUUUCUUGUGAAGCUUGCCUGUGGCUCACAGUCUUGUCAGUGUCUGACAAAGAUCUAUUUAUUUCCCCCGGAGCAGUUUAACAAUCCAUCCCUCUUCCCUCUGGGAAUUAUAGCUCUGUGAGGGGAACAGGGACCUCCUAACAACUCUCAGCACUGAGCAACAAACUGCAGUUCCCAGGAUUCUUUGGGGGGAGCCAUGACUAUCACAUGAUGCUUCAAAGCUGCCCUGUGGAUGUGGUCUAAAUGCAACAACUUGGUGCUAAAUAUUAGUAUUGCAAUGCAGACCUCUUCCACUUUCUCUGCUGGCAAAUAGUUUUUUUGCGGGCUCUUGUAUUCUCCAUGAAGGGAAUAGGGGUGUUAAACCACAGAGCCUAGGGCUUGCCGAUCAGAAGGUCGGCGGUUCGAAUCCCCGUCACGGGGUGAGCUCCCGUUGCUCAGUCCCUGCUCCUGCCAACCUAGCAGUUCGAAAGCACACCAAAGUGCAAGUAGAUAAAUAGGUACCACUCUGGCAGGAAGGUAAACAGCAUUUCCGUGUGCUGCUCUGGUUUGCCAGAAGCGGCUUAGUCAUGCUGGCCACAUGACCCAGAAGUUUUACGCCUGCUCCCUCGGCCAAUAAAGCGAGAUGAGCGCCACAACCCCAGAGUCGGCCACGACUGGACCUUUACCUUUAGCCAUGAACUAGAUUUUGGGGGCAGAGGGAGGGAAGCCAUGUUUAAAGCGGAAUCGUAGUGCUUUAAUCUAUGAUGUGAACGCUCCCUGUGUUUGGAUGUUGGGUUUGAAGAGACUAAUUUUGAAUGAUAGAAUAACGGAACAGGAAAUAGAAGGUGCCAUUCAAAAUAUGCAACUGGGUAAAUCUCCAGGCCCAGACGGCUUGACCUCUAGAUACUACAGAUCCUUAAAAGACUGGUUAAUUCAACCAUUGAAAGAGGUCUGCAACGAAAUAAUGGAGGGGAGGAGGGCACCAGAGUCGUGGAAAGAAGCAUAUAUUACACUUGUACCAAAAACAGAGGCUGAAAAGACACAACUAAAGAACUACCGCCCAAUAUCAUUACUUAAUGUGGAUUACAAAAAUUUUGCAGAUAUUUUGGCGAAGAGAUUUAAAAAAGUGCUGUUGGAAGAGAUUCAUAAGGACCAAGCGGGCUUUCUCCCAAGAAGACACUUGUCUGAUAAUUUGAGGAAUAUAAUUGAUAUUUUGGAAAAAUUAGAAGUGAAUAUAAACACUAAAGCAGUGUUGAUAUUUGUAGACGCGGAGAAAGCCUUUGACAACAUUUCUUGGAAUUUUAUGAAGAAGAAUCUACAGGGUAUGGGGGUAGGCCAAGGUUUUGAGAAUGGUAUAAGUGCAAUUUAUUCAGAACAAAAGGCUAAACUAAUUGUAAAUAAUGUUGUGACGGAAGAACUUAAAAUUGAAAAAGGGACACGACAAGGUUGCCCAAUUUCCCCUCUUCUCUUUAUUUCGGUCCUGGAGGUGUUGCUGAACAUGAUUAGAAGGGACCAGUUGGUUAAAGGUAUACAGGUCGGAACUAAACAUUAUAAAUUAAGAGCAUUUGCAGAUGACUUAGUACUGACGUUACAGGAGCCAGAAUCUAGUACAAAAGGGUUUUAGAACUGAUUCAAGAAUUUGGUCAAGUGGCAGGAUUUAAAUUGAACAAAUCAAAAACCAAGGUUUUAGAGAAAAAUUUAACACCUUUUGAAAGAGAGAGGUUUCAGAAUGAGACAGGGUUAACAGUGGUUAAGAAAGUUAAAUACUUGGGGAUUAACAUUUCAUCAUAAAAUGGGAAUUUGUUUAAAGAUAACUAUGAAAAAUGUUGGUCAGAAGUGAAAAAAGAUUUAGAAAUUUGGUCAAACCUGAAGCUUUCACUGCUAGGCCGUAUUGCUGCGAUAAAAAUGAAUGUAUUGCCUAGAAUGUUGUUUUUGUUUCAAACUUUGCAGAUCGUGGACAAAGUGGAUUGUUUCAAGAGGUGGCAGAAAGACAUUUCUAAAUUUGUCUGGCAGGGCAAGAAACCUAGAAUAAAAUUUAAAAUUUUAACAGAUGCAAAAGAAAGAGGUGGAUUUGCCCUGCCAGACCUUAAACUUUAUUAUGAAUCAGCAGCUUUUUGCUGGUUGAAAGAAUGGCUACUUCUUGAAAACACUGACAUUUUGGAUUUGGAAGGUUUUAAUAAUGUAUUUGGAUGGCAUGCAUAUUUAUGGUAUGAUAAGGUCAAAGCACACAAAGCAUUUAAAAACCACAUUGUCAGGAAAGCGCUGUUUAAUGUUUGGAUAAGAUAUAAGGAUCUAUUAGAAAACAAAACCCCAAGGUGGCUGUCACCAAUGGAAGCGAAAGCCUUGAAAAGGGUCAAUAUGGAGGUCAAAUGGCCGAAAUAUUGGGAAAUUUUGGAACAAGACGGAGAUAGACUGAAAUUGCAGAGUUUUGAAAAAUUAAAACAAAGUGAGAGACUGGCUUCAUUAUUAUCAAAUAAUGGAGGCAUUUAAAUUAGACAGGAAAAUUGGCUUCCAGGUGGAAAAAUCAAAAUUAGAAACAGAAUUGUUAGAACCCAAUACUAAGAAUCUGUCAAGAAUGUAUAACUUGCUGCUGAAAUGGAAUACUCAAGAUGAAACGGUAAAAUCGGCUAUGAUUAAAUGGGCACAGGACGUAGGACAUAACAUUAUGUUUGCUGACUGGGAACAGUUAUGGACCACAGGUAUGAAAUUUACGGCAUGUAAUGCCUUAAGAGAGAAUAUUAUGAAAAUGAUAUACAGGUGGUACAUAACCCCAGUCAAGCUUGCGAAAAUUUAUCACUUGCCCGAUAACAAAUGUUGGAAAUGUAAAGAAACUGAAGGUACAUUUUUUCACCUUUGGUGGACGUGCCCAAAGAUUAAGGUUUUCUGGGAAAUGAUAUAUAAUGAAUUAAAAAGGUAUUUAAGUAUACCUUUCCCAAGAAACCAGAGGCCUUUCUCCUGGGCAUAGUGGGCCAAAUGGUGUUAAAAAAAGGAUAGAACUUUCUUUAUGUAUGCAACAACAGCAGCAAGAAUACUCAUCGCAAGGUAUUGGAAGACACAAGAACUUCCCACGCUGGAGGAAUGGCAGAUGAAACUUAUGGACUAUAUGGAAUUGGCGGAAAUGACUGGCAGAAUCCGUGACCAGGGAGAAGAGUCGAUGGAGGAAGAUUGGAAGAAAUUCAAAGACUAUCUUCAGAAACACUGCAAAAUUAAGGAAUGUUAGAGUGAUGUUGGAUUGAAAAUAAGUGGUUUCCAGCUGUACAGGUUAAAGCUAGGAUAGAUUAAGAUUAAGGAUUAAGAUUGGGAAAAAUUUAAAGGUAUAUGACAUUAAAAACAAGGAUUAUGUUUAUGUUAUAUAGUUUAAUAUUUUAUUAAAUUAAAGAUUGGGUUUAAAAAGUUGAAAAGAAAUUGCUGGACAAAUAAUGUAGAUUGGAAUACAAAAGAGGGAGGUAUGAGGAAGUCCAGAAAAUAAGUAAUUUAAAAUUGGGAACGUAAAAGAGAGGUUGUUUUAAAUUGUUAUGUUGUGUGUUUUUAUUGUUAAAUUUUGUAUUGUGUUUUUUUUGUGUGUGUUGUUUUUUCUUUUUUCUUUGUUUAAAACUUUAAUAAAAAUUAUUUAAAAAAAAAAAGAAAAAAAAAAGGAUGUUGGGUUUGUCGCGAAGCUGACGGACCGAAUAAUGGACCUGUCGUGUUUCUCAUCUGAGCUUCUCCAACCUUCCUCCUCCUCCUCCUGUUCCUCUUGCAGUUGACGGAAACUUCUUCUCGCUACGCCCGGAAGAUCUCUGGCACGACAGCCCUGCAGGAGGCCCUGAAGGAGAAGCAGCAACACAUUGAGCAGCUGCUGGCGGAGCGAGACCUGGAGCGAGCUGAGGUUGCCAAGGCAACCAGCCGCAUCUGCGAGGUGGAGAAGGAGAUCAGCAUCUUGAAAGCACAACACGAGCAGGUAAGGGACUUGCCUGGGCCACCUCUGAGCUGGCAGAGAGGGAUGAGAAAAUCACAAGCAGGGAACGAAGUGCUUUUUGUUGAUCUGUGUGGGAUAAGGAAGCGAACCUAUACCGAAUCAGACCAUUGAUUUAUCUCUUUCUGCCCUACCUUGAGAUUCCAGGGAUCAAAUUUAAUAAUUAAAACAAAUACCUCAAGGACCGUUUCUCCACAUAUGAACCUACCCAGACCCUGGGAUCAUCUUCUGAGGCCCUUCUUCGUGUGCCUCCUCCAUAAGAGGUCCAGAGGGUGGCAACACGAGAACAGGGCCUUUUCUGCAGUGGCUCCCCAUUUGUGGAAUGCUCUCCCCAUGGAGAUUCGUCUGCUGCCUUCAUUAUAUACCUUUAGGCACCAGACAAAAACGUUCCUCUUCAGUCAGGACAUGGGCUGAUGAAUGAUUGAAUCCUGCGACUCUUAAUCUCAGAUCCCCACGUUGGGUAAAAAGAAUUCAAUGUUGCGGGGGUUGGACUAGACCCUAGUGGUGCCUUCUAGCUCUAUAAUUCUAUGAUUCUACAGCAUCUUUAUAUCCUUUUAUAUGUGUAAUGGGGGUGGGUUAUUGUUUUGUUCUUAUUUUAUUAUGUAUUUUGUGUUUUUAUCUUGUAUUUUUAUGCUGCGAGCCGCCCUGAGAUAUUUGGAUGAAGAGCACUACACAAAUUUAAUAUCAAUAAAUACCAGACCUUGGGCUGAUUAACAUCCUAUGGCCUUUUAAACGUCUUUGUGGGAGGGGGGGUUAUUGGUUUGCUUAUUGGUGUAUUUUCUGUUUGUAUUUUUGUGUUGUGAUCUUCGGACGAAGGGUGGUAUACAAAUUUAAUCAAUAAAAUAAUAUUAUUAAUAAUAAAGGACACCAGUAGGCAGGGAGUUCCAACAUGUAGGCACUGCCGCACUCAAAAAUCAAGUUCUUACAAGUGCAGAAUGAUUAUUAUGAGCUGCUUUCAACAGUGACAGUUCUGCAGAUCGGAGCAGUCAAUUGGGCAUGUAUAGGCUAAGGCAGUCCCACAAGCGUGGAGGGGUUCCCAAGCUGUUAAGAGUUUUAUUUACCAAUAGAGACACCUUGAGCUUUGCCUGGUAGCAAAUCAGCAGCCAGCACAGACCUCUAAACAUCUCAUUCCUGUUGGCGCCAGGCAAACUUCCCUGGGGAAACAUUCCACAAAUGGGGAACCACUGCAGAGAAGGCCCCGUUCUCGUGUUGCCACCCUCUGAACCUCUCUGAACCUUCAAGUUUAGUCCUGAACUGAGCCCUUAUUAAAGCUCUGUAGGUUUCCACCUGCUCAGAGACCACCAAGGUGCCCAGUGGAAGGGACUCUGAGCUUCCUGAAGGAAUGAAAUAAUGCUGAAGAUGCCUGGUGUAUUUAUUUCCUCUGCUAUUUCUGUAUUUAAAAAUAUCUUCUUCUUCUUUGGCGAUCACUCGUAGCUGAGUAAGAUUGUCUUCCAUAAACACGGUUUUAACAAUGAGUCUGUAAGUGACGGCGGAGGCCAAUUCUGGAUCCACACAUCCUUCCACAGUGGGGACAUUGGUUCCCAGGCAGGAGUUGAUCACGGUGUGGAUUUGCCAAGCGUGCCUUCCUCCUAGCAUGUUUCUCCCUUGCGUCCUGAGUUUGAGCAUUUUCAAAGCCCAUGACACCUUUGGUCAAGGCUGUUCUCCAACUGGAGCGCUCGCAGGCCAGUGUUUCCCAGUUGUCGGUGUUUAUACUACAUUUGUUUUAGAUUUGCCUUGAGACAGUCUUUAAUCCUCUUUUGUUGACCACCAGCAUUGUGCUUUCCAUAUUUAAAAAUAUAACGGUGAUAUCUGUGUGCGUGUGUGCCCAUGCAGUCUCUAUCUUGCCCGUUUGUGUGUUGCCUGUUUUGGGACCUUUCUUUUCCUUUUCUUAGUACAUCUCUGAAGCAGAAGGGAAUUUGCAGAGGGCGCGAACCAUGCUGGACAGGUCGCAGAAGGAGAAAGUGGAGUUGCUCAACCAGCUGGAAGAGGAGAAAAGGUAUCCCAAAUAGAGCAGGGGGCAGUGAGACACGCAGCCCCCUUGCUUGCUCAGAGGGAUUUGGUGUUGACAGCGCCAGUGAUGGCACUUCUGGCUAGCAAUGAGGGAUGCUGAGAGAAACCUGACAGAAACGGGAGGGUGGAAAUGCUGGCUUUCACUUAUUUGUCUGGCAAAAGAAACUCAAUCCUGCAAGCAUGAUUGGCACCUGUCCUUUGGAACCCCAGCCCCCCACUGCAUAUCAAACAGGCCCCUUUUCUCUGUUGUUCUUUCGGCUCCUCUAUCAACAGGCCUUCUAAAACCCAGGCGGCAUCUGUCCUAGAUCUGAACUGAUUUGAUGUAUGUGAUGCAGUUGUUUUAAACUGUUUUUAUAUUCAUAGGUUAUUCAGUGUUAUUUUAUGCAAUUGUUUUUAUUUCUCUAUCUGCUUUAUGUAUGUCAUUAUAUUGCAAAUCUCGUUGAGAUGUCUCGCGGGAAGCCGUUCAGAAAUCUGGUAACGAUGCUUUACUUAAUCAGUGCGAGAGAGAUUCAGAGGAUUUUUUAAACACCCCCCAAAAAUACAACCUUCAUGCUAAUGGUUUCCCCUCCCUGACUUCUUUUUUUCCGCCUCAGGAAGGUGGAGGAUUUGCAGUUCCGCGUUGAGGAAGAAUCCAUUACGAAGGGAGACUUGGAGGUAAUCUGUGGCAGCCCCACAUUUUUUAAAAGGCAUGAGCUGAGUUGCCCGCGACUGUUGGUUGUCUCUCCUUCCCUUUGUCAGCCUUUCUGGCCCAGCCUUGUUUUAAUAAUAAACAGAGUUAUAUUAAUUAGCUGCUGCCUAACGAAGUGCAGGGCUGGGACGUGUGUUUUCCGAACGGCUUUCACAAAGGACCGUUUUCGGACGACGUGCCACAGAGCUGACAUUGCUCGCUUGUGCUUUGGGUCAAUCAUGGGGCGAGUUUUGUUUUGUUUUGAUCUCUUUGGAGCCUUUAUUCUCUGGUGAGGGGGACUCAGUGCAUUUAUUUCACUGGAGGGGAGGGGGAAAAGUACAUCGAAUUGCAGAGCAUAUCAUGAGUGUUUCCAAGUUCUGGAUUGUGGUGGGUACCCCCUCACUGUCCUGCUCCUCUCCCAAUUUUGUUCCAGUUUUGCCUGCUAUUUAAACAAGUCUUGUUUUGCAUCUUGGUUAGUAGUAAAACUGUAUUGUCCCUUUGAGUGGGGGAAGGAGCAGUGGAAGUGUAUCUGCGCUGUUAGGGUGAUAUCAAACUAAGUCACACUCGAAAUAGACUGAAAUUAAGCAGCUUAAGUACAUUGAUUUCAGUAGGACUACUCUGAGUUUGACAAACUUAUCACCUGUGGAAAGAAAGACUUAAUGUCAACAGCAUUAAACAUGCUGACAUACAAUAAGGAGACAUUCUAUAAGGAUUUUUAAUUAAAAUCUAACUACUUUUGGGUGGAGGCAAUUCGAAAUGAGGAAAGCAGGAUGCAUUUAUUUAUGAACUUAAAAUAUCUUUGUGUAUCCUAUUUGGAAAACGCUACUUUGGCUUGGUGUUCGUAUGCUUUCCACUUCCUGAGUGUAUUAAAGAAGGGUGAAACUGCUUUGGAACUGUGCAGCAUUCCCAAAGCAAAACUCGCAUUAAAAGGUGAAGUGAACGCGAUUCACCGAGGGCACUUUGGUCCAUAGAAGGAGGAGCACAAGGCUGAGAAUGGCAGGUUCUCCGAAAAGCUGACUACGUCUGUGCGUGAAGCUCUGAGGGAGAAUUGCUGCAAGGGGACAGAGAGGGCUUGGGUCAAAUGGUACCCUGCAAUGGCAGGUUUGUCUCUACUACUCUUGGAUGGAGACAGUCUUGAGGGGUCUGGGAUGAGGCUGGUUUGGAGCGAAACGCUCUCAUCGCAAGCAAUUGUUUGCAUGUGCAGUGGGACCUGAAGGAGCGUCUCCACCCCCAUCGUUUUGCCCAGACACUGAGGUCCAAUGCCGAGGGCCUUCUGGUGGUUCCCUCGCUGUGAGAAGCCAAGUUACAAGGAACCAGGCAGAGGGCCUUCUCAGCAGUGGCACCUACCCUGUGGAAUGCCCUCCCACCAGAUGUCAAAGAGAAAAACAACUACCAGACUUUUAGAAGACAUCUGAAGGCAGCCCUGUUUAGGGAAGCUUUUAAUGUUUAAGAGGUUAUUGUAUUUUAAUGUUCUGUUGGAAGCCACCCAGAGUGGCUGGGGAAACCCAGCUAGAUGGGCGGGGUAUAAAUAAUAAAUUAUUAUUAUUAUUAUUAUUAUUAUUAUUAUUAUUAUUAGGGGCUGCCAGCAAUUCUGGGCGAACAGAGCUGGUCCUCUGUGCUUGGUACCUUCAGGAAAGAGCACCUGGAGAUAAAUAUACAGAAUAGACGGGCGGUUGUCUAGGGCAGCAGUUUGCAGUGAUAGGUUGUCUCAUCUCGGAUCAGGAGAUGGGUGUCUUUACAUUUACAUUGUUAACUUUUGAGGGGUGCCUGCCCCUAUGUGCUGCCACAGUUCAGAGGGUUGACCCGGAAGCUGUCUCUCAAUUGCGUGGCAGUUGCCGCCCCUUGCUGCCUCUUGCUUGAGCGGGCUUCCCUGCCUUUAUGGAUCUUACGCUCUCUUUAUUCUCCUGUUUGUGAACUGCCUUCCUUUGCCCUGUUUUCUGGAGAAGAUAACGACGUUACACUUCUCCUCUUGUCCGUUCUCUUUAUUUAUUCCUCUGUUUUCUACUCUCUUUCUCCCUCUCCCAAUUUUUUUGUUUUGUUCUAUUUCCCCCCUUUUCCUUCCGUGUUCUUUCUUUUAUUUUCUCCUCCCGACCAGACCCAGACCCAGCUGGAGCAUGCCCGAAUACGGGAGCUCGAGCAGAACCUCCUGUUUGAGAAGACGCAGGCUGAAAAGCUUCUCAAAGGAUUGGAGGACUCUAGGGUAAUCUGUCCCUGAUGCUCCCCACCCCGCAAAACAGUCUCAUCCUGCCCUGCUCCACGCAACCCAAUGCCUGUGGAUCAGAUUGCUUGCAUCUGUUUUGAUACCAACAAAUCCUUAACCCCCCAAAAAACCCCACUUUUGUUUUCGUUUCUGUUGUUUUGGUCUUCAGCUUUCAUUAUUUCAUUUAUUACAUUAUAUUUGCAAUUUCCGCGCUUCCUCUUCGCCCCCUUCCCCACCCGCUCUCUCUAACGCCCUGCAAAGGGUUGCAUUUUGCAGUUUUGCCUUCUCCGUGUCUGUAAAAGGCAAACCCUUCCUUUUGGUUUUCUGUCCUUCAGCUUCUCAUGCAACAUGAUAACCACCGGGACUGGAGCAAACCGCCAUUUGCCAUCCAAUUUAACCAAUCGAUAAUCAAUCGCUGGCCGAAUACAGGGGGCCAUUUAUCUGGCAGUGUGUGUGUGUCUGUACCCUCCUUGACAGGCUGCCACUUGUUCUCAUGCCACCUGGGGAGUGAGGAGAAGGGUUUUAAAAACAAUUCGCCAUAUAUCCUCACUGACCCAAAAAGAGGGGUGGGAACGAGACUUGGAAUUCCUUGGCCACCAGCUUCCCAAGCAGCUCUGCCAUGGAAUCAUAGAAUUGUAGAGUUGGAAGGGACCCUCGAGGGUCAUCUAGUCAUAGCUGUCAACUGUCCCUUAUUUGGCGGGAAAGUCCCUUAUCCUAGCGCUGUGUCCCGCUGCUGUCCCUUAUUGAUGAUGUCCCUUAAAUUUCUUGGGUUUCAAAGGAAGCAGCUCCUCUCCCUCCCUCCCUCCCUGCCGGCCAGGGAGCAGGGAGGCUCCAACUGGGUUGCUUGGCUGCGUUGCUCACCCAAUAAGGAGUCUAAGAACGACUGGGGGGUGGAGCUUGCAUGCCUUGUGCUGAUCAAAUCGGCCGCGUUUCCUGGGGACUCGCCUUUGCUCAGCGCUUCCCAGCAGAGAGGUGACGGUGGUUUUCCUUGCUGCAUUCCUUGCCGGGUUGCUGCGCUGUGGGAACCACCGCUUGAGGCUUCGUUUGGCUGCUGUCUGGGUUUUCUGCCUUUGGCUCGGAGGGGCUCAGAAGCUGAACAUACCUGUGCCUGGAAAAUCCCUUGUUUUGGCUGCUGGUCCCUUAUUUUCAAGGCUGCUGGUCCCUUAUUUUCAAAUCUGUAAGUUGACAGCUAUGCAUCUAGUUUAACCCCCUGCCGUGCUGGAAUGUCAACUAAUUGUCCAUGCUCCUUGAUAAAUGGCCACCUGUAUUUGUCCUUUCAUCAUCGCAGAGCUCUUCAGGGCCCCAGGAAUUCUGCAUUGAAACCAAAUUCCUGUAGUGGUGGGACCAGAAUCCAGGAAUGCAAAUUAAACUGGGUGCAUGUUUGCUUAACUGUUAAAAUGGACGUGGUGUUGGGUGUCAGGGUAUCACUGGGUGCUUGAAGAAGGCCGUGCGUCUCUGGUUCUCUGUCCGCCUGGGUCCAGUUCUGGCCUCCUCUCCGUGGCUUCCUCUCUGCCCCAUCCUCUGGCUUGCUGAGCUGUUUGGAACUUGUGUGACUCUCAAUUUCUGCGUGGAGGUCUUUCCAAGUUAGCUUCUUUCCUGUGCACUUUUAUUUAUUCAUUUUAAGCACCUGCAGCCCACUCUUCUGCUGAAAAGACCCCUAGAGCAGCUUACCUAGGACAAGGCAGUCUCUUGCCUGUUACGACACAAAAGGAAAAGGGACGAGAAGGGAAGAGGGGGCGGAAUAGGUGACUUCUAAGCGACUCUGCAAUUCUGUGUUUGCAGCCAUGCGUGGAUCUGGUGGGGUUGGUUUGAGAUCUGUUCCUUGAGAUUUCCUGCCUCUGAAAGCGCCUUCCUUCCAUUUAUUUUCACCAUGACUCGCAAGCCAAACAUGCUGCUGCUUACCGUACCCCGCAUUAAGCUAGCCAGCUGCUUCCCAGCCCAUCAUUCAACAUUAAGCAUGGUCAGCAACACGCUUCGCAUCAAGCACCCUUCCUGACUCCUUCUUUUCUCGAACUCAGCUAAUGGCUCCUUCUAACCGACUUGGCAUGACUUGGUUUCUUUCUUUCUUUCUUUUAAAAAAGGGCACUUCACCCUUUUACACCAGGGUAAGCCAUGUGGUAAUAGAGGGGACAAAGUUAACUUAGAAAUGAGCAGAAACAACUCCGAUGUUACCCGGAUCAUGUUUCGUUGUUAAGGGGUUCCUUUGGCCCCAGGAAGCAAGGGACCAAAGUUGGGGUGGGGCAGAAUGCUGAUGUUUUCAUUGAUGGCUGUGCAAUGGGUCACCGCUGUUCCCAUUUGACAGGUGGGAAAGACUGAGGUUGAUUGAUGGGGCAAGGUGUGUGUGUGUGUGUGCGAGAGAGAGCGAGAGAGAGAGCGUGUGUGAGCUUUCAGGAGCCUGUCGCACCCGGGUGGGAAAACUGUGAGCACUUCCGACUGCAGGUGUGGAAGGAAUCUUUUUAAAAGUUCCUCUGUGUUUUGUCUGUCUGUAAGGCUGCCAUUGUGCAGACACCGUCUUUGGAAUAUUUUUUUAUACCACUUUUUAUUAAUAACUGCAAUUUUUUCUUUUAAAUUACAGUGGAACCUCGGUUGUCGAACACUUCGGAAGUCAAAUGUUUCAGCUUUUGAAUGCCGACAACUCGGAAGUGAAUGCUUCCAUUUUCAAACGCACCUUGGAAGUCGAAUGGCUUCCAAGACGCGUUUCUCCAUGUUUUCAGUGGAUUUCGACCGCCCAUUGCACCUCGGUUGUCGAACGUUUCAGAAGUCAAACGGCCUUCCGGAACGGAUUACGUUUGACAACCAAGGUUCUACUGUAUUGUUGUAAUCUGCUUAGGGUUGCUGUUGCUUUUUUUUUUUUUUAACAGCCAGCCAGUAUAUAAUUGUUGUUAAAUUUAAAUUCAUUCUAAUGGAGAAAAUUAAAAAUAAGCAAGGAAGGGAGGCCCAGCCUAAUCCUCUCCUAGGGACCCAUUGUUUUGGGGUGGUUGGUUUUUUUUGGCAAUAUAUGGCUUGCCUCCAUAUGUACACAUGCACACCCUGCCAGCCACAGUGAUGGGGGAUUUCACAGCUGGUAAUAGGCCACAUGGGACCCGGGACAAAAUGAUGCCAUGCCAAGCUCUCCUGUUCCGGGUGCCAGCCAUCCCAUUUUCCUUCUUCCAGGCUAUUGACAGCCAUCCCUAAAUUUGCGUCUUCGGUGUAAUGCCAGUGGCAAGGAUCCUUUACCUAGAAAUAUUACUGCUAUUGUAAAAUGACAUGGUUCUUAGAGAGAGAGAGAGAGAGGUGUGUGAAUGCUUACCCUGGUGCAAAAAAGAAGAAAAACCAAAUCAUACCUCAAAAGGAAGGUUCUGUUUGCAUUAGCAAUGUACUUAGACAUUUGCCUUCCCUCUGCUGAGAGUCUUUUCAUACAGCAGCCAGCUCAGUUUUGCCACCAAAUUCCCAACCUUUUAAAUGAAGUUUGCGUUAGCCUCUUUCGUCUGGCGCAACCAGACAUCCAGUUAAAACAGGGAUAGCGGAGAGAGCCUAUGUUCCUCAGAUGUUGCCAUACUACAACACUCAUCAUCCUCCGCACUGACCAUGCUGGCUGGGACUGAUGCUCGGCAACAUCUGGAGGGCCACAGAUUCCCCCACCUGCGCCUAAAAAUGUAUUGGGCUGUCUAUUAUUAUUAUUACCGUUAUGAUACACGGUGUGAAAAGACCCCAAAAGAAAUGGGCAAGUAUGAAAAGGCAAGGGCUGACUUUGCGUAUGUGCGUUUAUUUUAUCGUCCACUCUUCCAGCUGACUACGGUGGCCGAGAAGUCGCGGAUCCUCCAGUUGGAGGAGGAGCUGGCCUUAACGCGAGGCGAGGUGGAGGAACUCAGGCAGUGCUUGAAGGACACACUUCCUCCGGAUUCUCCGGACCACAGCCUCGGCUUGCAGACGGAGGCCCUGCGCCUCCGCGACCAGCUGCUUUCCGCUAACAAGGAGCACCAGAAAGAGAGCAGCCAGCUGAAGGAGAAGUACGAAAGGACGCUGAAGAAGCACCAGCAAGAGAUCGAGAAGCUGAAGGCCCUGAACGAAAAGUACUCGCAGGAAAUUGUGGACCUCAAGCAGAAGGUCCAGCAGGCCACCAACGAGAACAUGGGCCUCAUGGACAACUGGAAGUCCAAGCUGGACACGCUGGCAUCCGACCAUCAGAAGUCGCUGGAGGACCUCAAGGCCACCUUGAACACGGGCCCCGACAGUCAGCACAAGGAGAUAGUGGAGCUGAAGGCUGUGGUGGAGAGCAUCAAGAUGGAGCACCAGCUGGAGCUGGAGAACCUGAAGGCCAAGCACGACAUCGAGACGGCCGUCCACAUCAAGGAGAAGGAAGGCCUGAAGCUGAAGGUGCAGGAAGCCAAGGACGAGGUGGAGGAGAGCGACAGGAACUGGAAGCAGCAGUUGGAGGCCAAGACCAACCAGCACCUGUUGGAGCUGCAGGACCUGAAGGACAAGUGCCGAGACGCGGAUCUCCGAGCACACGAGCUGGAGAAGCUUCACGGCGACUAUGAGGAUCAGGCGCAGGCCAUCGCUUUCCUGAAGGAGCAGAUCGCUCUGGCCGAGAAGAAGAUGCUGGACUACGAGACGCUGCAGAAGACGGAAGCCCAGAACAAGCAGGAGAUCCAGCGGCUGCAGGAGAAAGUCCUUGUGCUGGAGAACAAGCUGCAGUCCACAGAAGCGCUUCAUCCUUCUCAGCACACCAACGUACGUUGACUGGCCUAGCUGAUUUCCAGCACCUUCCUCCACCCCCUCACCCACCCCCCACUUUUUAAUUGUCUUUAAAACUCCCGGAUGCAUUUACAAAGAUGUUAGCACACAACUGAGGAUUUGAAGCUAGCAGUAAUGUUUCCUCUAAACCAGGGCCGUCCCUAGUGUUAGACAAAGUGAGGCAACAGCCUCAGGCGGCAGACAUUUCCAAACAUUCCCUUCUGUUGUAGGACAGAGCUUUGCGUGCUACGCAUCCUGUCUUUGCAGGGCCGGAUUAAAACCUUUAGAGACCCUAAGCACUUAAAAGAUUUUGGUGCCCCCGUAUAUAUCCAAUUCAAAAUAUAAACAACAAUAAACCGUAAAACAAGAUUUUAUUUUUCGAGAUGAAACGAAACCUAAUGCAAGAUAGAAAGCGAUGUUUAUUGUCGUAUGCUUCCACUUCUAAAAGAAUGCUAGGUUUGGAGGAGCAGAGGCAGAAUGAGAAAGUAAGGUGGGAACUCUAAUAAAGACAAGGAGUUUGUGCUGGGUCCAGGGGCAGAACGGAAGCUGGCGACAGCGUCUGGGGAGACAAGGAAGCAAACAAACAAAUGAAAAUGGCAUAGCGCAAUACAGACCUGCGUAAGGAAGAGCCAUAGCUCGGCAGCCGACUGGCAGGCUGUUCUGAAGGUGGCUCUGCCUCUUGGGUCAACAAUGGCUGUUUUCAGGUCCUGCCUUUAUCAGAGCCCCGAUCCACCUUCGGGAAAGAGCCCUAGUUUCAUGUCAGAAAGCCCUAUGCUCAGUCCCCAGCACUUCCUGUUCAGAACCAUGAGGACUAGAGUCUUACUUUUUACAUAGGUGGUCAGUAAUUCAGUGACAGAGCACUUGGUUUCAGGUUUAGUCCCCAAGGGCAGCUCCGGGGAGGUGUCCUGCUUGAAACUUUGGAGAGCUCCUGCCAGCCAGUGUAGGCUACACUGAGCUAGAUGGACCAGUGGCCUGACUGUGCAAGGCAGUGCCUGUCCUAGGUGCUUCUGACCAGGCUGUGUACACAGUCCCCUGUUCCUUUCCCUAAUAUGUGCGCAAUCCUUCUGACGUCUGGGGAAUGUGUACAAUGGCCAGUUGUGCGCAUUCUCCAUUUGAUUUGCAUGAGCCGAGGUGCACCCGAAAAUUUUACGCUUGCGUGUUUUUACCGUUUGUUACAGAUGAUUGAAACCAAUGACAUUUCAGAAGAGAAGAUCAAGAUGAAGCAGACCAUGGAAGGUAACUCUCUCUAGAAAUCAGACAGGCUGUGUUAAGUUUCAGAGGCCAGCCUAGAAACUGGCUUAAUUUCAGGAGGUUAUGAAUGUCACUCUAAUGUUUCUUGCUUCUGAUGUUUGAGCCUAUGUUUUCAGUUUUGCGAAUUGUGCUAUUCCCCACCUCCCUGUAAGCAGCGCCGGAUUUACGUAUAAGCUAAACAAGUUAUAGCUUAGGGCCCCACUCUCUUGGGGCCCCCAAAAAAAUUUAAAGGAAAAAAACACCUGGAUGUACAUUUCCAAAAUUUAAGAUAAAAAACAAAUUAAAUAAAACCUACAUACAGCAACAGUCUUAUGUGUUGUGUAGGCUCCUAUGCUGUAAGUAAUGGGCCCUGUCUGCUAGCCUGCUCCCUAAAAUAUCACUGGUUUGCUCAUUUCUAUAUAUAGGGUGCCUACUUUCUGCAUGGACUGGUUGCAUGGCAACAUGUGCAAAUAGCUUUAGAUCCCUAUUAGGUCCAUAGAUGACCAUAUAGCAUAUAUUCAACACAAAAAACAUCGACACUUGGUUGUUGACAAAGGACAGCUGGACAUAUAAAAGGGCCCCAUUACCUUUAGUAGCUUAGGGCCUCAUUAGUCUAAAUCUGGCCCUGCCUGUAAGCUACAUUGAGACAUAUAGUGAAAAUUGGGGUGUUAAUCCCUUAAACAAAUGAAUAAAUGAAGCCCCUAAUAAUAUAAGCUUGCAAACGUAACAGGUGACCCGAGUCCCUCUUAUCCUCCUGCAGAUCUCCAGGACAAGCUGAGUAAGAAAGAUAAAGAGGUGUCAUCACUUGUCUCCCAAGCAGACACGCUAAGGACUCAAGUAAGUGGUAAGUUUGCUUAGGCUUGUGUUGGUCAGAUUGACAGAUAAUUUCAGCGGGGGGGGGGGGCGAGGACGGACAUCUAUUUUAGUCCUCACUUUAAUGGAGGGGCCGAAUCUACAUCUGGGCUGUACCACUUUAGAGCUGAGAGGAGGGCUCUCACACAACUGAUGUGAAUCGCCUGCACAUGGAAACCAAGCAGCUCAGGGAGAAAGCAAAACUCGGGACCUUCUCUGUGUGCGAAACCCGACAGUUGUUGCUGGAAGGAAAGGCCAGCUUUUAGUAUGUGCUAGUGGCCGAAAUCGUGGAAAGUUGUAUUACUGAUGUUUGAUGGCUCAUAAUGCUGGUGUUGUGUUUCUUUUUAGAAUAAUACCAUAAAAUUAUGCAUGAUCAGAAAGACGGUGUAAGGCAGAAUAGAAUGCAACAAACGGUUUUGAAUGAUCCUCAUUCUAUAAAAAGUUAUAGCCAGAUAAAAGGAGUUAUACACAGAAAGUUGUGAAAAAGGUUAUUUCAUCACCGUUUCUGUUAGUACUUGAUGUGGGAAGCUUUUGUUGCAAUUACAGCCCUGCAGCCAUGUCCCAUGGAGCGAACCAAGGAUUUUAGUUCAUCGGGUGUUAUAAUGUGAAACCAAGAUUGGAUUACUGAUUCUAUCAAUGGUGCUUUAUUCCUUGGAUACUUCUGACUAACAAGUUUCUUUAAUCGGCUCCACAAAUUUUCUAUUGGAUUCAGGUCAGGGCUAUUACACUCUGUCACUGGUCAGUUUUGAGUUAAGGAAAUCCACUUCCGGUUACGUAAGGCAGACAUACUUUCUUUUUCUGGUUAUUUGGCUGCAACAUUUGAUAGAAAUAACAUAAUCCAACAUAGGGUUGCCAUAUUUCAAACAGUGAAAAUCUGGACAGAAUUUAUUUAUUUUAGCUUUUUUUGGGGGGGCAAAAACUUUGAUGUUUUUAAGCUAAUAUUAUUGGAAAUCGGCAAAAGCGACACCGCCGACACUGGUUGCCAUACGUCUGGAUUUUCCCAGACAUUUUUCCGAUUACUGCCCAGAUGCUGCUGCCGACUGCAGUAUUCCGGAUGUGUCCAGAAAAUUCUGGACGUAUGGAAACCCUAAUCCAACACUGUUUGUUCCCUUAUAUCCUGCAUUGAACUAUCUUUCUAAUGAUGUAUAAUUUUAUGGUAUUAAAAACUGAUGUCAUGAGCCAUCAAACCUUAGAAAUACAAAUUUCCUUAAAGCUUCCCACGAGUUUGACCACUAGUAUGGUCUCUCACAGUCCCUAUGGCUGUAACAGCCUGAACAAAAGAAGCCUUUAAAAAACACACCCAACCCCAAAGAAAGUGUUUCAGAUUAGCUCCACCAUUGAUUUAAUACUUCUGCUGAUAAAAAUGCCAGCCUGUGUACAAACCCAAGUACACAGAAAACUAAGAGAAUUUAGUUCUGUUGCAUUAAUACCCUGCUUCUCUUCCAUUGUGCUAACCUUAGCUGGUUACAACUCAAAAGACACAGCACAAAAGGAAAAAGGGUUGGGAGGGAGGAAGAAGAAGAAGAAAGAAAUGUAGGCAAGAAUUCUGUAUAUUCCACCUUCCUUCCAUCAUGGAACUCAAGGGGGCAUGCAUGUGGUUAACCAGACCCAGACCUGCUUAGCUUCAGCAAGAUGGUGGCCUCAGAUGACAGUGUGGGAUGAAUAGACGAGGACAGAGACGUUACUAGGGACUUGCCCUCUUAGGAAUGUGAAAGGGCCCCCUCCUCUGGUUGGGAGGGCCCUGGACAGGAUGUUGAAGGUUGCAUUCUGUCCUUAUCCGUGUCUUUCCAGGGAAAGGCCAGGUUUGGUGCUUAUGACAUCAGAAUGUAAGAUAAUCUGUCCUGUUCUCACACUGGCCAGCCAGGUGCUCCUCCUCCUGAUUGCAAGAGUGUUCCCACUUUCUGCAAUUUCCAGCAGGAUUGAGAAGGGCUGCACUUACGAGGAAGUCAGAGUAGGGUCAUGGCAGCCACGGAGCAGGGACCGCAAGCUCUUUAAGAACAGGGCUGGGCUGCCAAACUUGCAGAACUACAUCUCCCAUCAUCCCUGACCAACGGGGGCUGCUGCGAGUUGCAGUCCGGCAGAUAAUCCAGAGGACCACUGCAGUUCCUGAUCCCUGUCUUAGGGAGGAGCUUGCGUUGCCCUGCCUUGCCGAGAGAGAGAGAGAGAGAGAGAGAGAGAACGAGAGAGUCUGCUUUACCUUGUCUCCCCCCACCCCCCUCAAAUGCACACGCUUUCCUUUGGUCCGGCAGCCUUGGAAAAUAGAUGCAGGAGUACUGAGAGGAAGGCAGAUUCUCUGUUGAAAGAGAAGAAGAGGCUGGAAGCCGAGCUGGAGACGGUGUCUAGGAAAACGCACGAUGCUUCUGGCCAGCUGGUCCUCAUCAGCCAGGAGCUGCUGAAGAAAGAAAGGUCAGUCUCCUCCGUCGGCUUAGCAACCCCACCUUCAGCUUCCAAUAUCUCCUCUUCCAGUUCACCCACUCAUCGUUGUCCCACCACCAAUUCCCUGGGCUCUGAGGCUUCUUUUUUUAUAAUUUUUUAUAAAUACAAUGCAAGUACAAUAUGGGCAUGACUUUAAAGUAACACCUUACAUUAAAAACCUGACGGUACCAAAGGUUAUUCACCAAAGCCAGACUAAACGUCUUUCCUUCUGCAGUGUUGGACGGCAGAUGGAGAGGAGUUCCCUACCAGGACAGACUUUGCUCGUGUGCUCAAGACAUCGAUUCUAUAUAUUUUGCUGCACUGUGCAAAAUAUGAGCAAGCCAGGGCUGAACUGAUAUUAACCUUGCUGGUACCUUUCCCAGGAAAAUCAGAGGCUCACUAUGUCAGGUUCCUAUUGGAAGACCGGACAAACGCUAGAACAUUAGCAGUGGCAAAGUUUUUAUCAGUGGUUGCAAGAACCAAUGAUUCCUAUCUUUAAGUCUGAACAAAAUGCUUGUUUAACCUGGAGGUAGGCUGUCUGAAUUGUGCAUUGCUUUGUAACGAUUUGUUGGGUCUCUGGACCGUAAUAAAGAUUGAUUGAUUGAUUAUAAUUUUUUAUUAGGUUUUUAAUCAUUUUAUACAUAUCAAACAUAACCUUUUUGAACAUUCAAAUACAAGGUUCUUUUGAACCUUCGGACCUCCUUCCCUCCCUCCAUGGAUUCCAUGUUUAAAUUUAAGUUUCCCGUAUCUUUUACCAUUAUCUACCUAUUAAUUAACCGUAAUUAACCAUCAGUUUCAUCUGCCAUUCUUCUCCUUCCUUCCAUCUCUGGGCUAGUAGCAUUCUCGCUGCUGCUGUUGUGUACAUAAAAAGUCUUUUAUCUUCUCUCGGUAACUCUUCACCUGUUAGACCUAACAAAAAGGCCCUGAGCCUUCUUCCCUUGCUGGUUCCUCAGCUGGUUCCUCUCACCAAUCCUCUGUGUCUAACUAGUCCUUGACAAUCCUUGAAUAGCUGCCUGGCAAAGCUCUCCCCCAGCCUUUGGACAGUGAAAGGGCACAGUGCCGGCAGCAAAACCUCCAAUGUUUGUGUGUGUGGAGAGCACUAGCAAAACGUCUGCGAUAAAGCCCCCUUGUUGACGUUCUCCUGGCUCUCUCCCACCAGGAGCCUGAACGAGCUGCGAGCUUUGCUCAUGGAAGCCAACCGGCACUCCCCUGGGCCCGAGCGGGACUUGAGUCGCGAGGUGCACAAAGCCGAGUGGAGGAUGAAGGAGCAGAAGCUCAAGGACGACAUCAAGGGACUCCGGGAAAAGCUGAUCGUCCUGGUGAGCUGGUGGAGAGCUGGGCUGGGUGCCCAGAGCAUUGGGGGGCUGUGGUGGAGGGCUCAGGGGUGUAGCGAGGGGGGUGCGGUGGGUGCAGACCACCCCGGGUAUCACCACUGAGGGUGACAAAAUGGUGGGCGGCAUUCACAGCGGGGCCUGCAGUGCGCCCGAGCCAUGCAUCUCUCCUGGGAGGGCUCUGCGCUGCCCCAAAUGGUCCGCCUGUAGGGUGGCUGAGUGGAAGGAGGCAGGAAAAUUCCUCUGAGGCCCUGCGGACGCACACGACCCCAGGCGCCCAAUCAGCUUGCUCCGCCGCUGAGAGGGUUGAAGGCUUGAGCCACAUGACGCUGGGCCGCUGCAACGCUCUCUCUCUGGAGCUGCCUUUACAAGUGGCCCGGAAACUUCUAUUGACUAAAAAGGCCACUUGUCCCACUCUGUACCCCUGAGCUUGGGUCCAGUUCAUUGAUUCUGCGUGUUGCCAGACUCCAGCACCCAUCAGCUCCAGCCAUUAUGGCCGAUGGUCAGGAAUGAUGGGAGUUGUAGUCCACCAACAACAACUGGAGGGCCUCAGGUUCCCCACACAAUUCCAAGUGCAACCUGCAGGAAGGCAACCUGCAGCCUGAACUCAUUUUAUGAGGACCCCCAUGGCGGCAUACACACCAUACAUUUUAAAGCACACACCCCUCCCAGAUUCCUGGGGACCGCAGUUUACCCUCUCAAAAGCUACAGUUCCCACAAACUACCAUUUUCGGGAUUCUGUUGGGAAAACCGUGCCUGUUUGAAGUGGUAUGAUGCUGCUUUAAAUGUAUUAUGCAGAUGGGGCCUAAAUUAGGUCCAUAUUCAUUUCAGCGGAUCUACUCUUGAGUAAAACUUAGCUGCAGUGAUUAGUUAAUUAAUUGGUUGGAUUAAUCAGAUGACAACGUUUAGAUUGCCCUGGAUUAAUUUGGCACCAGAUUCUGUUUUCUGCAUUAUCACUUGGUCUUAUUCCUAUAAAAUAACCUUAAAAAAAUUAAUCAGAUGGCAAGGAGAGUGACUUUUGGUCUUUGCUUCGGUCAUGUAGAAGAUACAGUGGUGCCUCGCAAGACGAAAUUAAUUCGUUCCGCGAGUUUUUUCGUCUUGCGGUUUUUUUCAUCUUGCGAAGCACGGUGUCGGGAAAGUUUUGGAAAAGCUUCAAAAAUCACCAAAGUCUUCAAAAACCUCAAAAAAGGCUACCACACCGCGUGCUAUGAGUUGCUCCUCGAAGUCAAGUCGCAACUGUAUUAACGGUUUAAGAAAAAGGAAACAAACUUGCAAGACGUUUCCGUCUUGCGAAGCAAGCCCAUAGGGAAAAUCGUCUUGCGAAGCAACUCAAAAAACCAAAAACCCUUUCGUUUUGCGAGUUUUCCGUCUUGCGAGGCAUUCGUCUUGCGAGGUACCACUGUAGAGGAAACCUCCUUCUCUGUUGCUCCAGAGGGGAAGCUUAGACUCGAGGGGUGGAAAUUGCAAGGAGGCAGAUGCUGGCUAAACAUGAGAGGUGAAUUUUCCCAAAGAGCAGGAGCUGUUGGGCGGUGAAACAGCCUGCCUUGUUGGGAGUGUUGGCUUCUCCUUCUCUGGAGGCAUUUAAGCAAGGAUGCCAGGGUUUGCAAGAUCUGGCAUUGAUCCAGGGAUGAGAAUAGAUGACUCCCUGGGUUCUCGUCAAGUGUGUGUUUCUAGUUUUACGGUUGCUGUUCUUUUCAAACAUCAUAAUCUAAACUAAAGAAUAUUCCCUCCCUACUUAAAAAAUGAUUGAUUGGAUGCUACCAAUUAUUAUAAUUGAUGGAUUCUCGCACGAUCAAUAAUUCUUUUCAUGAGACUUUUUAAAUCGGGGAGGUAGUAACUCCUCCUGCGUCAGUAAAACGGCAAUUUCUGAGUGCCACCCACCCACCCACCUGGUUAUGAGAAACAUCAUAAACUCUCUCUGUGCUUUUCAUUUUACGCUUGACUGCCGAACUCUCUAGUGGUAAAGAGUUGUAUAAAAUGCCUAUGGAGCACAGCUAGCAAAAACCCCCAUUAAAAUAGUGUUUGAAGGACUCAAAGCACUUGUGGUUUGUUUGUUUGUUUGUUUGUUUGUUUGUAGUAUUAACAUAUACAGUGGUACCCCGCAAGACAAAUGCCUCGCAAGACGAAAAACUCGCUAGACGAAAGAGUUUUCCGUUUUUUGAGUCGUUCCGCAAGACGAAUUUCCCUAUGGGCUUGCUUCGCAAGAUGAAACGUCUUGCAAGUUCUUGCGAGAUUGUUUCCUUUUUCUUAAAGCCACUAAGCCGUUAAUAGCCGCUAAGCCGCUAAGCCGUUAAUAGCCGCUAAGCCGCUAAUAGCUGCUAAGCCGCUAAUAGCCGUGCUUCGCAAGACGAAAAAACCGCAAGACGAAGAGACUCGCGGAACGGAUUAAUUUCGUCUUGUGAGGCACCACUGUACCGUAUUUUUCGCUCUAUAAGACGCACCAGACCACAAGACGCACCUAGUUUUUGGAGGAGGAAAACAAGAAAAAAAAUAUUCUGAAUCUCAGAAGCCAGAACAGCAAGAGGGAUCGCUGUGCAGCGAAAGCAGCAAUCCCUCUUGCUGUUCUGGCUUCUGUGACAGCUGCGCAGCCUGCAUUCGCUCCGUAAGACGCACACACAUUUCCCCUUACUUUUUAGGAGGGAAAAAGUGAGUCUUAUAGAGCAAAAAAUACGGUAAUUAUCAAUAAUCUGCACAACAGCCCUGUCUUUCAUAGAGUCAUAGAGUUGGAAGGGACCUUGAGGAUCAUUAGUCCAGGCAUGUCCAAAAGGUCGAUCACGAUCUACUGGUCAAUCACGGGAGUGUCCGUGGUCAAUUGCGACACCCCCUGGUGUGUCACCCCCCAAAAAAGCAAACCAAAACCUCAACAACUUUUGUUUCCCAAAAAUAGCUAAGCAAUUUGGCUUUCUAAAAAAGCUCAACAACUCCUGUCCAUUCUCCAGUGACAAUGGGCAGAUCACUGCCUGUUUAUUUAAAAGACUGAGUAGAUAGCAGUCUCUUGGAAGUUGGACGUGCCUGAUCUAGUCCAAUUCCCUGCAAUGGAGGAAUAUGCAUUUGUCCCAUAUGGGGAUCGAACCUGCAACCUUGGCAUUAUCAGCACCACGUUCCAGCCAACCGAGCUGUCCAUGGUAACUGAGCAAUGCCGUAUUAUUAUUACAGUGGUACCUCGGAUGAAGUACUUAAUUCGUUCCGGAGGUCCGUUUUUAACUUGAAUUCUUAACCUGAAGCACCACUUUAGCUAAUGCUGCCGCACCGCCGGAGCACGGUUUCUGUUCUCAUCCUGAAGCAAAGUUCUUAACCUGAAGCACUAUUUCUGGGUUAGCGGAGUCUGUAACCUGAAGCGUAUGUAACCUGAGGUACCACUGUGAUCCCAUGUUGCAGAAGUGCCUUGCCUAAGGACCUGUUCCUGAAUGCAUGGCAGGAGGCCAGAACUGGUGACUUCUGGUUUCAACCUCAGCCCCUUGUCCGCUCUUCAGAAGGUUCCUCCUCUGGAUGAAUAGGCCCCAAAUGUUCCUGUUCACUUCUUUAUUAAAGAGCUGAUUUAAUAUUUGUUUAAAUCUAACCUUUCAUAUUUUAAUGCAAUAAUACUGUUGUUAAAAAACAACAACUUUUCUCCUCCAGGAUAAAGAGAAAGCAGUAACAGACCAGCGACGAUACUCCCUCAUAGACCCUUCGUCCGAGUCCGAAGUCCUCCGGUUGCAGCAUCGUCUCGUCAGCACGGAGGACGUCCUGAGGAACGCGCUGGAGCAGGGCCAGCAGAUGGAGAAGCUCGUGGAAGCCAUGAGAAGCUGCUCUGAGAAAGCACAGGUGGGUGUUCCCUGCCACAUGGACUCUCUGUUCUCCCCACCGGGCAGAUUCCCUCUUUAAAUAUAUAUAUAUAUAUAUAUGUGUGUGUGUGUGUGUGUGUGUGUGUGUGUGUGUGUGUAUGUUUAUACAUUUCACUAAUUUCAGGUUUAUACAUUUCACUAAUUUCAGGUUUAUACAUUUCACUAAUUUUGCAAUCAUUUUAACAUUUCAAAACUUGACUUCCUUUCCCCUUUUUCUGCGGUUCCUUCAAUUUAUUUUUAAUAAAUAAUAAUUUAUUAAAUAAUUUAUUUUUAAUAAUAACUUCUGCAUAUCCAAACUUACCGUACUUUUCGCUCUAUAGGACGCACCUUGUUUUAGAGGGGGAGAACAAGAAAAAAAAUUCUCCCCCUCUCUGCUCAGCGCCCCUUCAGCAAAGGGGCAGGAGAAAUGGAGCCCCUUCCAUUUCUCCUCCCGCUUGGCUGAAGGGGCGCUGCGCAGCUCUCCCUCUCUGCUGAAGCCGGGAGAGUCUUGCUCUCCCGGCUUCAGCAAAAGGAACCCGAAGCCUUCAUGGUGGCUAUCCCUGAAGCCUGGAGAGCAAGAGGGGUCGGUGCGGACACCGACUCCUCUUGCUCUCCAGGCUUCAGCGAAAGCAACGCGAAGCCUCCGGAGUGCGGAGGGAGCGCUCCCUCUGCGCUUCGGAGGCUUCGCGUUGCUAUCGCUGAAGCCAAGGAGCCUGCAUUCGCUCCAUAGGACACACACACAUUUCCCCUUAAUUUUUGGAGGGGAAAAGGUGCGUCCUAUAGAGCGAAAAAUACGGUAAUUUGCUCAUUUAUUCAUCGACUUUAAAUAUAUACUCUUAUAAAACUGCAGGGUAUUACAAUAAUCCUGCCAAUGUUCUUACCUGUUUACAAGUUAUCUGCAAAUACUCAAUAAACUAUUUCCAUUCUUUUAUAAAAAGUUUGUUAUCUUCAUUUCUUAUUCUUCUGGUAAGUUUUGCCAUUUCUGCAUAUUCCAUAAGUUUUUGUAUCCAUUCUUCCUUUGCUGGGACUUCAGCUUCUUUCCAUUUUGGGGACGAGUAUCAUUCUUGCCACUGUAGUGGCAUAGAUGAAUAAGUUUCUAGACAGUUUAGGUACUUCUGUCCCUAUAAUUCCUUAAAGAAAAGCUUCUGGGUUGUUGUCUUUUACAAAUGUUAUUUUAGAUGUUCUUUUCAAUUCAUUAUAUAUCAUUUCCCAGGCAGAUUCUCUUCUCACUUUAGCCACAAGUUAUUUCAGUUGCGCCCCUUUUUAUGUAAAGGGGAAGAUUGCCAUGUCUUUAGCUUAUGCCAUUUUCCCCCACAAAAUAAGCUUUAAUCAUCUCACAUCUGGAUUUUUGCAGUACAUAAAAUUGCUGGUUUUCAUUAUUCUUUGGCUAUUUUUGAUGUACCUUCUGAUUGCUGUGCGUCCAACUUACCUAAUACACCGCCUCUUUCCAUCACUUUUUCCACCCACCCUUUUCAUUUUAGACUAUUGGGAAUUCUGGAUCUGCUAAUGGAAUCCACCAACAGGAAAAAUCUAACAAACAAGAGGUGGGUGAUUUGAAACAUCUCCCCUGCACGGCUUCCUUGGUUUGCUCUGCUUUUUAAAAAAAUUCUUGCUGAAACAUACUCACACAAUGAGCAUAAUAGCACUAGUUUUGGGGCAGGGGAAGUUAGAAGAAGAGUUAAGAGGGUCUGUGUGGCCUCUUGGCUCGCGGGUCAGGCCUAGGCUUGACCAUGAUGCUCGCUGGGUGACCUUGGGGCCAUCACUGUCCGUUACCCUAACCAACCUCACAGGGUUCCUGCGAGGAUGAAAUGGGGUGCGGAAAGAACUGUUUUCACCGCUUUUGAGCUGCCUGGAGGAAAAAGUGGGGUAGACGUUAUGUCGCAAUUUUUUAAAAAGGGAUUGUGUUGACCUUUCCAGCAUUUGGCAGAACCUUUCGAACGAUACCUUCAUGAGCCUCGUUGAGGUGUUGUGGGGAGGGUGUCAGAGGAGGAGGAGAUUGGGGAAUUGAGGCAUGGGAUUCUGGACCCCGGGAAGAGUCCGAUCCUGGGGAGACUCCCAGCAGCAUGAGAGGUGGGGAGCUGGAUUCAUGGGAAGGAAUUGCCCAUCUGCCAUCUCACCUGCUGUGACUCGGACGUCUUCCCUUGUCAGCACAGAGCUGAGCUCUUCUGGGGAGGCACUUGGGAAUAAACCAGGCAACGGGUGGCUCUGUUGACCUUGUCUCCAUCUCCAAUGAUGUGGAGGCAACGGUGCAAAACAUACCAUGCAUUCUCAAGCUCUGUGGAGUACUGCCCACUUCCUUGCCCAGUUCCAAACCUCAAGACAUCAAGGGGAUUUUUGGUUUUUCUGAAUGGAAGGAGACUGGUCCAGCUCUUUGGAUAAAACACCUAGGCUAAGCCAAGUGCUUGGAGGCAGCUUUCUCCCAUCCAAGUACUAACUAGGCCUGACCCUGCUUAGCUUCUGAGAUCAGACGAGAUCGGGCAUGUUCAGGGUAGUAUGGCCAUAGACUUGGAGGCAGCUUUCUAUUUGUGUGAAGAGUUGGGAUUCAGUGAUUAAGGAAAGACAACCUGCACGUGCUCAGAGAUAGCGUCGUUCCAUUUCAAACUGAAAUACAAAUGCCACACGGGCAGAAAAUAAAUUAAGUGGUCUUCCAAGACCCUCUGCAAUUUUCAAGAGGUCCAUGGGGAGGGUGAGGGAGUUUGGGAAUUGCUGUUCUAACUAAUGCCGAUCCUGUUUUACAUGAACACAAUUUUUGUUUUCGGAGGGCAGAGCCCAUCAGAUGAGAUAUUGGCGUCAAUUGCGAACAUGGCCAGAUCCGUUCUCUGGGAUGUCUCAGCCAGCUUAGAGACGAUUGUCGUCGAGCAGCCUGUAAAAACGGCUUCCCGUAAAAUGAAAUCAAUAAUAAACAGACUGCCUUCCUUUCUUUCAGGAGAAGCACUGAUGAAGGAACGGAGGUGGAGAGGACUCUAUGAUGCCAGGAUUUGCUCCUGAGAAGAGGCCGGGCAAGAGACGUCGCCCUCCGCCCCCUCCAAGCCCCUCUCCCAGCUUAAAACACCACCUAAGAUUAUUUUCAGUAUUUCCGCUCUAUGGACAGGUCUGCGUUCAUAGCGCGCUCUCGUAGGCACAUCGGUUCAUAAUUUCCAAGCUGGGCCUGGUUUCCGAAGAGAGCGGUGUAGCCGCUGUGUGUCUGCGGCUGGAUUUCUCUGCCGCUGGUUGCAGCGUCCAGUGACUGUUUUUAUUGGCCUUGGUCACCUUGUGCCAGUAUAUUUUUUGGGGGGGGGUGUUAACACCCUGCUGCAUUGGCUGGCAGAAACUUCUCGUUCCGGCGGCCUGGUGGGAGAUGCCCGCAACCUCCUUAGCGACUUCCCGAUACACUCGAAUGCCCUUGGCGUUCUGCUCCCCCUCGGCCGCCGCCCCCAAGACGGAAGCUCCUCCCUUUCCUUGGCAGGUCAGCAAAACAGCGGCAACUCUCCAUCCCAGGAUGUCGGCCGUCGGAGGCAGAAGGGCGAGAUACCUCCAUGGCCUGCAGAAUAGAGACUCUCUCUCUCUCAAGCUCCAGAAUGUGGAGACCCUGCUCUUAAUAAUGUGGGACAUAGAUGUGCAGGUGGACAUUUCUCGUAACUUAUUUUAACUUUGGUAACUGUGGAGUCAUUUGGUAAUUUGGAAUUUAUGGAAUUGGUGAGGGGUGCGCAGAUCUUUGCUUGACCCACACACACCCCGGUGUAGUUCGGCCAUCUUGCCUGCUUGGAGAUCUCUCUACAUGAGUUGCCGGUGGGUGGGAUUGCUGUGGUGGUGAACUCUGCAAAGCCCUGAAGAUGGUUCGGUCUCCCUGCUUAUUUCUCCAUCGCUUCGCCCAGUUUGCUUUUGAAGUUCUGAGGUGGUUUUCCCAGUAGUCAGAAGGAGGGUUUGCAUUGCUGAUUUCUUCCCCUCCCCCCUCAAUACAGGCCCAGUUUAUACACUUGGUGGAAUCAAGAAAUAAAACACUCUCUUAUUGUCCUGAGCUGUACUGCUUUUUGGCAGCUUGGUGUGUCUGCCUAAAACCAACAAAAAUUGCAUCUCCUCGCAUGUAGAAAGCUAGCAGUGAGAGGGGUUCAACCUAAUCUUCUCCCUGCCAUACUCUCCACCACCCAGCCCUUCUCCAUAGAGCAGCAUUUUAAACACCCACCCUGUAGAUUUUAGAACAGGCAUGGGAAGCCCGUGGCUCCCUGGAUACUGUUGGACUACAACUCCCAUCAUCCUGGACCACUGACCAUGCUGGCUAGGGCUGAUGGGAGUUGGAGUCCAGCAGUACACGAAACACCCAAGCUCCCCCAGGCCUGCUGUAGAAGCACAGUCCAGGUCAAGUAUUACCGCUGGAUUCUCCGUGUGUAUAAACUGGGCCACAGAGAUUAAUCUGCAAGUUGGAAAGUGUGUGUGUGUGGUUUUUCUAACACAUGAAUGCUGGGGUGAGUGUGGCGGUGUCUUGUUUUUCCUCCCCACAGGCUUGCGAUUUUGUGGCAACGUUCGCGGGAUCAAAUCUUGCCACGAUAAGCUGAGAUCUGCACCAGUUUCAUGCUCCUCCCUUUGAGCAGGGAAAGCAAACCAGGAAGUCACAGUUGGCCAUAGUUUCCCGUUAUGUCCAAACCAGGAAACCAUGGUCAAUGGCUUCCAGACAUGCCAGAACAUGAAAUCCUGUUUUAGAGUUGGCUUCCAGAUCCUGAGCUGUUUGGAAGCCAUGAAACACAGUUUCCUGGCUAAGAUGCAAUGGAAAGCUGUGGUCGACACAGUGACCUUGUGCAAAGGGAAUACAUGAAGCCCAUGCAUGUCUCAGCUUAUAAACAGAGUCUAGAAUAUCCAGACAUGAAGCAUGUGUUACGAAUUGCUUCUAUCUCUCCCCACUCGCAGAGAGAUUGACCUCAGUAUUAGAAAAAAGCAAUAUAGGGAAUGGUGCCAGAAAUAGACAAUGUCUGGGCUUAAAGCAAGAGAUAGGAAGAGGCCUCCAAGACACAGUUGCCCCUGUCCCCUGAAUAUAACUUGAACUCGGGACCCUGUGAGCUCUAAAAGUGGUUUGGGUGAGCACUUCCACCACCACCACCCCUUCCCUACUGGUAUUAGGUUCAUGUGGCCUUUUCUUAGCCUGACCACCAGAAUCUGGCAAAUCAGAAAGUAGCUGCGAGGCAGAUGUGCCCGUAGUCACUGCCACCAUUCAGAACCUCUGUCCCAAGCCAAGGAAUCGAGAAGAGUAGCAAGCCAGGGUGCUGUGGGAGCGGGGCAGGGGGCGGGGACGUGCCAUUGGACUCUCCACGCUGGCUGCAACCGAAAGGAGUCACGAUCGGAUGAAUUUUGGGGGGUUGUGGCAAUGCCCAUCCCUGGACCAGUUCAAGGGAAGAUUUUGCCUGCCUGUUCAACAAGUGUGGGUGUUACUUAAAACCUAGCAGGGCUGGCACCUCUAGCACCCGGAAUGAAAGGCUCCUAUAAAUCAGAAACAUGAUUCUAGAUUCAGGUAGGUAGCCGUGUUGGUCUGACACAGUCGAAAUAAAUAAAAAAAUUUAAAAAAUUGUCUGGUAGCACCUUAGAGACCAACUAAGUUUUUUCUGGGUGUAAGCUUUUCGUGUGGUACCUGAAGAAGUGUGAAUGCGCACAAAAGCUUAUACCCAGAACAAACUUAGUUGGAUGGUGUUGUGGGUUAAACCACUGAGUCUAGGACUUGCUGAUCAGAAGUUUGGUGGUUCGAAUCCCUGCAACGGGGUGAGCUCCCAUUGCUCGGUCCCUGCUCCUGCCAACCUAGCAGUUCGAAAGCGUGUCAAAAUGCAAGUAGAUAAACAGGUACCGCUCCGCCGGGAAGGUAAACGGCAUUUCCGUGCGCUGCUCUGGUUCGCCAGAAGCGGCUUAGUCAUGCUGGCCACAUCACCUGGAAGCUAUACGCCGGCUCCCUCAGUCAAUAAAGUGAGAUGAGCGCCGCAACCCCAGAGUCGAUCACGAUUGGACCUAAUGGUCAGGGGUCCCUUUACCUUUACCUUUAAAGUGCUACUGGACAAUUUUUUUAUUUUUUUUAGAUUUAUUUUGGCUCAGAAACAUGGCAAGCCAACAGUGUCCCUCCUCCCCAAUGGAUUACAGGCUGAGCUCAUAUGCCAAAAGCAUGCCACCCCAGCUCCUAAUCUAGUUUGUUGAUGUCAACGCAGUCCCUGCCACAACAGCUUGACCCAGGCAUAGGCAAACUCAGCCCUCCAGAUGUUUUGGGACUACAACUCCCAUCAUCCCUGACCACUGGUCCUGCUAGCUAGGGAUCAUGGGAGUUGUAGUCCCAAAACAUCUGGAGGGCCGAGUUUGCCUAUGCUUGGCUUGACCUCUCUUCUCCCCAUCGUUGUUCCUUUUUGGACCUUUAUUUAGCCCUCCCUUUUUUUUUAGCCCUCCUUUAUUUAGCCCUCCCUUUUUUUAAAGCAACUUGACUUUGUUUCUUUCAGGUACGUCACUAACCACUAAAAUAUUUCUGGGUGCUUUUGGGGGGCAGGUGAACUCCUUGUUGCAGAUUUGUUCCUAAUGCAGUCAGUCCACAACGCCUGGCGGUUCAGUUCCGUGUCCCUAGCAGCUCCUUAGAUCUGCGCAGGGAAAUCCCUUCCCUGAUGGGUUCUCCAGGGCUCCUCUCUUGACCUCCAGGAGAAGCAGCAUGGAGCAAUGCAAGGCCAGAGUUUCAGAACUGCGCAGAGCUCUAAAUCAGUAGACCUCUCCAACUCAGGGCUCGGGGCAGUAGGAAAUGUGGAGAAGCCCUAAGCCUGGAAUGCAAACAAGGCCUUUUCUACAGACUAUCUUCUCAGGCCCUGCCAGGAGUCAUGGACUGAAGUCUCUUUCUCAUUCGCCUCUACCUUAGUUCACCCCUAGACUCAUUGUCUACCUUGGACAUCCAGCGAUGGGGAGCGCGAUACUCCAGGUGAAGAAGCAGUUUCUGGGAAUCGCUGUGGAGGGACAUCUUGGCUGGCAGGGUUGGAGGGCCUGGUCUUCCGUAGAGGAGGAGAACCUAUGGUCCUCCAGAGUUUGGUGGACUGCAGCUCCCAUCAUCUCUGGCUGUUGGUUAUGCUAGCUGGGGAUGAUGUGGAGUUGUUCAGAAGGCCACAGGUUCUAGCAACUCCAUGGUUCUUCUGAUGGAACUCAUCUAGGUCAGUGUGAGAGCUGCUACCCAAAGUGAGUGUACCAGCAUCACGUAACGUGGACCUCUUUUGAGGAUCCCGGUCAGGAAUGCCUGAGGGAGCACAGCAGAAUUUCUUGCCCAUUGCUGUUUUCCACGAUAAGAGCACGGAUAGCCAACCUGGUGCCCUCCAGCUAAUGUUGGACUCCAUCUCCCAUCAGCCCCAGCCAGCAUAGCCAAUGCUCAGGAAUGAUGGGAGUUGCAGUCGAACAUCUGGAGGGCACUGUGUUGUCUAUACCCCUAAACGUACACUGUGCCAAUACCUGUAGUAUUAGGAAGAAAGGGUGUGAAGAAACAUCUAUAUUUUUCGUCUGCUGUUUUGAGGUAUUCUUGCCAAAUGUUUGCACGUCAAGGCAUGGUUUGGUAAGAAUAGCCGAGCAAAACAGUUGGCCAAAAUGACCAGAACUGCCUUUGCCAACCUGGUGCCCUCACUAUGUUAUUGGACUCUGCCAACUCCCAUCAGCCCCAGCUAGUUUUGUAGAGUUGUGGUUCAAAACUUCUGGAGGGCACCAAGAUGGGGGGAAAUGACUCAAAUAUAACUUCUGUGAGAUCUUGGUUCAGAAUAACAUGGGAACGGGGGGGCUAUUCUCAUGGAGCUACAAUUCCCCUCAGAGAGAUACACCAUUCCCAGAGUUCCUUGGGAAGAGGGGGAUCAGUUGCUUAAACUACUUUGAGGGGAUUUGUAGCUCUGUGAGGAGACUAAGGGACCUCCUGACAACUCUCAGCACCCACAACAAGCCAGAGUUCCCAAAAUUCUUUGCGGGGAAGCCAUGACCAGUCAAAGUGGUGUCUUAGUGCUGAAAUGAAUGGUUUGAGUGCGGUCUUCAUUGGUCUUCAAGUGGACCUCUGACAAAGCACCCCGUGUUGCUUCUCAGUUUUGUUUUGAUGAAUUGCUUCUAUUUAUGGAUGGGCAGAAACAGAUGUAAAUUCUUCUCCAUCAUCUCCCCCAUUUAUGCCAUUUCUCUGUGCUUUCCGAUGGAUUUAUCCACAGGGCCUUUUUUGGGAAAGCCCCAUUCCAAGGACAGCUCACGCUUCCCACCCAGGCUCUGAAGGCCUCAUUCCCAGAGUACUGGCACCUUCCCCCCCCCCCCCGAAACAAAGCGCUGUGCAAAUCUAUUCAAGACCAAGGGUAGGGAACCUCUGUGGCCCUUCCCAGAUGUUUCUGAACUACAACUCCCAUUGGCCAUGCUGGCUGGGGCUGAUAGGUACUGCAUGUCCAACAACAUCUGGAGGGUCAGAGGGUCUGCUUCCCUGGAUCAUUUGCCCGCCCCAAAGAUAUUUUCGCACACAGGGCCAGUAUCUGCUCACCUUUGGUGUACACACCCUCUUCAUCAGGAGCUGAAGGGGGGACCUGAAUAAAUUCAUAAAGGGAUGUAAUGCUUAAUUUAUUUUUUUUCCGACCAUUUUGCUGUGUGAGCAGGAAAAGCCUUAGGGGUCUGUGAGUGCAAGAAUCAAAAUAUAAGGCCAGUUACAGAGGGUGAAGGAAGAGACACACACCCUGUCGAGAAUCUAGAGCAGGGUUUCCCAAACUUGGGUCUCCAGCUGUGUUUUUUUUUAGACUACAACUCCCAUCAUCCCUAGCUAGCAGGACCAGUGGUCAGGGAUGAUGGGAACUGUAGUCCAAAAACAGCUGGAGGGCUGAGUUUGGGAAACCCUGUUCUAGAAGGCCAAAUUAUUUUCUCUGUAAGGAUCAAGAGGACUGGAUAGCUCAGUUGGUUAGCACGUAGUGCUGGCAACACCAAGGUUGCAGGUUCAAUCUUCAUAUAGGACAGCUGCAUUGUGGGGGUUGGACUAGAUGAUCCUCAGGGUCCCUUCCAACCCUGAUUCUAUGACCUAAAGGAAGGACUCUGUGAACCCAGCUUUGCCAAGCUUGGUGCUUUCCAGAUUGCUUUGAACCACAACUCCCAACCACCUGGAAGGCACCGGGUUGGCAAAAACACUUAGAAAACAUUCAGAGGCAACGCAAAGCGCUGUGUGUUGUCUCCUUUCGUUAAGGCACAACGCUACACCCCGAAAGCCAAAUACAGGAGGCCACAGGUUGCAAAGAGGUGCCCGUGACUCACCACCCGUCCUGGUCCUCUCCCUUUAGUUGAGGAUGCCAACCAAAUACAUGCAUGUUGUCAAUUUCACACCAAGACAAAACCCGCGGUACCAACACAAGUCCUAAUGGAAAGCUUUCCAGCAAGUCAGCACUUAAAUCUGUUACGGAUCUCUUAAUAAAUCCACUACACAAACAAAGCCAACUUGUCGGCCUUCUGAGCAGAGCCAGAAUUAAGCUGAUACUAGAUGUACAAAUAAAUUAAAAUACGGAUAACCUUUUACCCUUGUGGUAUGUAUUCCAAUUUUGUAGUUUUAGUCACUUUUUUGGCUAUCGAAUUUUGUUAGAGAAAGAAAAAUCAGUUUGACAGCUAAUGUCCUAUUUUGUUAUCGGCUUAAUUUUAUCCUUUUCCUUUUUUUUCUCUCUGUACAAAAGCUUUACAGAUGGGAGUCUAUUAAGUGUAACUACUUCUACAGAUUAUGUAUUCAUGUAUCGCAGGCCCUGCGACAGGCUUGCUAAAGUGUGAUGAGCUCAUACUAAACCAAUAAAACUUGUUGCGGAAGAGAAGC
This is a messenger RNA of Podarcis lilfordi (Lilford's wall lizard), 81027 nucleotides long. NCBI's taxonomy places the organism in Eukaryota, Metazoa, Chordata, Lepidosauria, Squamata, Lacertidae. The record is from the annotation of a GenBank genome assembly.